UAACUGCCGCUUCGGCAUUCCCAAAAUCAUCGCAACCGACCGCGCGGUAACGAAACGUUCACUUGGUAAGGGCACAUAGUUAACGGCUUCCAAAAAUUAAAUUCAAAUUCCGAAUUUGGAAUCGCGGCCGUGAAUACAAAUAGUGAAACACAAUUUUCAACAAAUCGUGGAAAGUGUUAGUGUGUGGUGUUCCUUUGAGCGUUUUUCCGUGUUACCGCAAUGCUGAUGGUGGCGUGACACCGGGUUGACAAGAAUCAAUCCGCGAGAUGUCGCAACCGCCGCCGGGGCGCGGGCGCGCGCGAGCGCCCGGUCCACCCUCUCCCCUCCACUACAGACCUCCGUCUCCCUGGGCGCCUAGCCCCCCACCCCUCAUAUCUGGUCCUAGACACUCAACUGCCAUAGUAUCUCCGCCACCAGUACACCCUUCCCCGAAACCCUUCCGUCCAUUGCACUCGCCGCAAAAUUUCCGUCCACAUUCUCCUUCCCCUAGUUCCCACUUCUCGAUCUCCCCGUACCCGAUGUCUCCGACUCUCGGCCAGAGUCCGGAGUACUACUACUCGUCUCCGUACGAACCGGUUCGCGAGUACGAUUACGCGGGAGUGCCUCUAGAACCUCCGCCGCCGCCACGGCCGAUGAUCUAUGAGGAAGAUGAGGAACGGGGACCGUCUACCGCGGAGAUCAUCGCGUGCCAGUCACAGGAGGGCUACGUCGACGAGAAGCUUGCCGAGUACCAAGCGACGAUUCAGUUAUUGCAAGAUGAACAAGAACGAGUACAGAAAAAGACGUUUGUCAAUUGGAUCAAUUCACACCUAUCAAAGCGUAUACCGCCCAUGCGCAUCGAUGACCUGAUAUACGACCUGCGAGAUGGCACCAAGCUGCUGGCGCUGUUGGAAGUGCUGUCAGGGGAGAAGCUACCAAUGGAACGCGGAAGGGUUCUCAGACGGCCUCAUUUCCUCUCGAACGCGAACACGGCACUACGCUACCUCGCCGGCAAGAGGAUCAAGCUGGUGAACAUCAACGCCGCUGACCUGGUGGACGGACGACCAGCCGUCGUGCUCGGCCUCAUCUGGACGAUUAUCCUGUACUUCCAGAUCGAAGAGAACAGCCGUGCGCUGGAGUAUCUGGGCGGGUCGCGGUGUGCGUCUGCGAUGUCGUACGAGUCUGGAGCGGCGACUCCCACGCAGCGCGCCGAGGAGCGGUGGAAGCAGGGCGCUAAGAAGACCCUGCUGCAGUGGGUCGCCAAUGCUCUGCCUAAGGACUCAAACAUCCAAGUCAGUGACUUCGGCCCAUCCUGGCGCGACGGCAUCGCGUUCCUCGCCAUUAUUGACGCAAUCAAGGCCAACCUGAUCAACUUGGCUGAAAUGAAGAGGAAGACCAACAGGCAACGUCUCGAACACGCCUUCGACGUUGCCGAGUCAGAACUUGGCAUAGCUAGACUACUGGACGCCGAGGAUGUGGAUGUAGAUAAACCAGACGAGAGGUCCAUCAUGACUUACGUAGCACAGUUCCUGCACAAAUAUCCCGAACCCAAGACAACAGGCCCAGACGCUGUAGCGGCAGUACAGGAGGAGUACGAAUCGCUUCGAAUGUGGCUGACGGAGCGCGUCACCACAGUCCAGAGGCAAUACGACUCGCGCACACUCUCGCGCAACUACGACGAUUACGUGCGCGCCGAGCGCGACCGCCUCGCGCGCGAGCCGACAUACAACAAACUCGAAAAACUCAUGUACACACAGAGCCUCGUCGCCAUCGCACCCAAAUCCUGGCGAGAACUAGUUUCCCUCUGGGUCGAACUCGAACGACUCCACAGAAGGUGGCUUUGGCUCCUAGACUCCGAACUCCCCGGUGACUUCAGAAACGUAGGCGAAUGGCUCGCCAGAGCCGAAUACUUGCUCUACUUCGACGAAAUCCCGACCAGUUUAGACGAAAGAACGGCAGCUAUCAUCAGCGAGAAGUUAGAAGAACACAGUUCGUUCUUCGCUGGUCUUCCUGAAGUCGUAGACAGAUUCGAAGCGGCAUUACGAUCGGCCGACGCUUCGAGAAUACCGGCGGAGAGGUUACAAGAUAUGAAAGGCCGACUCGAGACCGUGAGUCGAAGAGCCCCUCAGAGGAAGGCGAGGUUAAAGUAUUUGGAGCACAAAUGUUGUAUAGUAGCAUUCACAGAAUUGACUAAAGCUAAGCUAGCCACGUGGACCAGUAAAUACGGUCGCGUGGACCACGUCCGUGCCUUAUUAGAUGAUUACGACAAUUUUGUUACGAAGAACAAGAUUUUCCAGGAGUUUGAUAGAGCGUAUGUUGAUAUUAAGCAAGUAGCUGAGGAGUAUAAGAGAGUGUGUGAAGUGGAUAGGACGGAAGCGAGAGAGAUCGACGCGUUUUUGCGUGAGGUGUCGGAAACGUGGCGCCGAGUGGCGUCCGAUGUGCGUUGUGCCAGAAGUGUUCUGGAGGAGGUAAUAGCUCACUGGGAGAGAUGGAACACUUUAGCUGAUGACUUUAGUACUUGGUUGGACAAGGCACAACAUAUGUUGCGCGUGUCUGAAGAUGAACGUCUGGAGUUCUUCCAAGACCUGACGGUGUGGAAGGAGCGGCACCAGCUGCUGGGUGACGCAGCCGGCUUCCUCGCCGCUACCUGCUCGGAGGACAUCAGCUCUGAGGUCAAGAGGAAGUAUGUGGAGAUUACUGAACGCUGGGAACGCGUUUGGGAGGAAGCUGAGCGCUACGUCCGUGGUGGUGACGCGCUGCGCCAUCGUCGCGAGCUCUCCCAGGGCGUCCAAGCACUUGAUCAAUGGCUCACCUUGGCUGACAAUCUGCUGGCACACCAACCCAGAGCCAACACUCAUGAUAUCCAGGCUUACAUUGAUCGACUACUGCAGCUCAACUCUGAGAUUGAACACCAUGAGGAACUGUUCAAGGCUAUUAGCAGAACUUUCCAGAACGCAAUAGCCGAGCUGCCCCGCGACGAAGUGGAGGCCAAUAUGAUCAAAUUGAAGCAACAAAAAGAAGCGCUAGUGCGCGUGCGUGCGACUGUUCCUGUCAAGUUACAUCAGUAUAGACAACUGUUGGUCCAACACGAGUCGCUGGAGAGUGGACAGAAGGAGAUCGGACAGUGGCUGGAUAAAGCUGAAGAGACGCUGCAGACUAGAUAUGAGACUAGACGUGAGGUGUUAGAGGAACGCUAUGAAGUGCAUCGUACGUUCUUCUCUCGCACCACUUACUACCGUUCCAUGUUGGAGAGUAAGAACAAGGUCUUCCAGAAUAUCGUGAAGGCAGCUGAUACCGACCGUAGUGCUGACGUCAGCGAGCAAGUGAGACACAUGCGCGACUUGAAUGAGAGAUUCGCGCACGUCUCCUCGGAAGCGACGCGGCGAGAAGCUGACCUGCAGCGGCUCGUACGAGCGUGGGAAGACUUCGAGUCCAAGAAACGAUCGGUAGAGGAGUGGGCCACAAGAGCAGAAACCCUGCUCGCAGACAACAGGGUCGAUUCCAAACAGGCUGUGGACUUCCACAAGAGGUUCUUCCAGGGAGCCGAUGAGAGAGCCGUUUCGGAACUCGUCCGGUCUGGACGCGAGCUUAUCGAGCUGGUGAACGAAGAAGACCGUCCCCGUGUGGUACAAACAGUUGAGGAACUACAACGUCGCUGGCGCGAGCUGCUUGCGCGUGCGCCGCCUCACCUCAUGCGGUUAGAGUUCCGGCUGGAUGAAGCUGUCUUCCACCACUGCAUCAAGGACAUCGAAAAGGAGAUCGUUUAUGAAGAACAGGCAUACAACCAGAGCGAUGAUGCAGACGGCAUCCUCAUAAGAAACGAGGAGUACUUCCGCAACCAAGGCAAGGUCAUGCAAGUGGAGCAUUGUCUGCAAAACCUACAUAAAAUAGCCACCAGUUACACCCACCAGACCGGCGACACUUCUCUUGAAGAGGAGUUGAGAAAAUGCGAACAGCAAUGGGAGAGUACUGUUCAUAGAGUGGAACACUUCAGGUCUCAGUUGCAAAGGAUCCCAGCGAAGUGGGAUGCAUAUAGAGAGAAGUAUAAGGAGAUGGAGCGAUGGAUGGAGCAUGUCGAUAAGACUAUGGAUAGCAUCGUGCGUGAAGUAGACUCCGCUGAAGCGUUUGAACGGGAGAAGACGAUUUUCCAGAACAUCUGCCGCGAAGCCGACCGUAAACGCGAAGACAUGAAAUGGCUCGUCCAAACGUUGGAUAUGCUUACUAACCACUGCUCCGAAGGGGAGGCUCAAGAAGAACAACUCAAGUUGGAAAGCCUCAUCUCCAGAUAUAAGAACCUAAUCCCUACAAUCGAAAUCACCAUGAUCAAGACAGAGACGUACACAAGAUGCUAUACAUACAGACGCGAGGUGCACGAAGUUAUUUGCAUACUGGAGACAGCUCAGAAACAAGCAAUGGUUGAACCGGAGCCACAUUCGUUGCAACACGUGGAGCAACUGGUGUUGGAACAGCAGCAAGCUGUACAGAAACUCGACCGCCACCGACCUUCUGUCAUGUCUAUGUUGCAACGCGGCAAGGACCUCAUCAAGGAUGCCAACGCACCAGCCUUCGUCAGAGAAGAUGUCCGCAACCUCGAAACUGGCUGGAACGCUGCCUAUGAAACAUCUACUGACCGUCUCCACAAACUCCGUGACACACAAAAAGUCUGGUCCAACUAUGAGUACCAAAAAGACGAAUUGCUGUCAGAUUUGGACAAGAUUGAGGGCUAUGUUGCUCACCCUGGCCUAGAACUCGGUGUGACUAAUAUCAGCCGCGAACUUCAAGACACCAAGGUUCUUAGCGCUGAUUUGCUUAAAGCUAAGUCUGAAAGACUGCCUCAACUACAACAAACUUAUGCUGAAUUACAGCAACUUACUGCUAACAAACCAAAACCUGUAAUAGAGAAAGAUCUACAAGCCAUUGAACACAAGAUAGACAGAGUCCAAGAUGAGGUGCAAACUAAAGUUGAACACUUAGAAAAGUUCAACGAAGAAUGGGUCAAGAUUGAACAUAAGUUGGAACAUGUUCGAGAAUGGAUUAGAAAAGAAAGCCCUGCGAUAAUUUCUCAAAUUCAGACCGAAAAUAUAACCCCUGAAGAACGUGUAGAAAAGUCACAGGCUUUGCAAAAGAUUAUUGCAGAGAAGUUAGGAAUAAUCAGGGGCGUUGCUGAGCAAGGGUCCAGAUUGGCAUCUGAACACCGUAUACAAGAUGCUAACAGAUUAAAAGGUGAAGUACAUAUGUUAGAAAAGAUGAUGGCUGAUCUGCAAAGAUCCACGGAACAACAGACAAAAGUAGUCGAACAUGAUUUGGCUAGUUGGCAAAAGUAUCAGAAGGGUGUUGCUGAAAUCAAGCCAUGGAUUGAAGAAGCUGAAAUGAAGCUUGCCAACGUACCUAAGCCCAGCACAUUGCCUGAAGCACAGCAAUUACAACAACAGUCUAGAGCUCUGAUCACUGAUUGUGAUAAACAGCUUAUGAACUUACAGAUCUUAUCGAGCGUCAGCCACCAAUUGUCGGGCAAAACUAGUGCACCUGAUGAAGUCGACGCUAUCCAUUCCAGAUGGGCAGUAGUCCAUGACUUAGGAGACCAAUGGAAUAACAAGCUAGACAAACUCGUUAAUAACUGGGAGAACUUUGAACGUGAUGCUGAGAAAUUGGAGGCUUGGAUUGAAAAUGGAGAAAAAUUGCUAAGUGCUCGCAGCGUUUCAAUUGAUUCGCCUCAAGUUGAAAAAUUGGACCGAGAGUUGAACAAACUGAAGUCCUUUGGAAAUGAGAUUUCUCAGCAACAAGCCAAGAUUAUCAGCUUAUCGCAAAGUUGUGAUAAUAUUUGUCAUAACAUUCAACCUGAAGGGGCUAAUCUCUUAAAGAAUAAAGUAUCUGACAUCAAACAACGAACAAAUGCUCUUGCUGACACUGUCAGGUCAAGAGUAAACGAAUUAUCAGAUAAAAUCAUUGUUCGUCAAGAAUUUAUGACUAAGCUACAUACAUUUGACAACUGGAUUACUGAUUUCAGAAGAAAGACAGAAAGCUAUGAUCAAAUAAGUGCUGACAAAGUUGAGCCAGCGUUACAAUCCAUGCACGUUCUCUUACAAGAGCACGCGGCUAAGGAACCUGAAUUCACUGACAUCUACAAUGAAAUCAAGAACAUGACGCUUUCUUCCCACCCAGAUGAGUCACGCUCAUUAAGUGAGACAUACACGAAUAUUGCUCAACACUACCAAGUUAUUGAAAAUAAUAUCCAACAAAACAAAGGAGUCCUGCAAAAGUGGUCUGAUCUUUUAAACUGGUACGAAGAUUCUAAGCAGCAGCUAGGUCAUAUUCAGUAUCAGAUUGAUGGCCCUAAACUAACACCAGAAAGUUAUGAAGUAUUGCGACAAGAACUCGUUAAUGUCAUCACUAAGGUGCCAGAGUGGAAGAGCAAUGUAGCGCUCCUUGAUGGACCGCAAAGAAUUAAGGUUACCGACCAAAACACCGGCCGAAUUAUGUCACCUACAAGUUUAGUAAAGGAAAUUGAGACAAGAGCUGAACAAUUACUUAGCCAAGUGACUUCGAAGAGAGACUUAGUACAGAAAGUCGGCGCUCGAUGGGACAAAUUCAACCUUCAGCACAAUGCUUUGGCUGAGGUAUUGCACAACGUUCAGUCGGUAUUAAACGACAUGGCUCAGAAGCCAGUACCUUUGACUGAAGCCACAAUCCAGGAUAUGUCCGAACAAUUAGAUAAACUUGAUUCUGAAAUGAAAGAGAAGCAAUCGAUACGCAAAGAAUUAAGAGAAGAAGGUCUGCAUCUAAUGAGGGAAGAUCAACCAAAUAUGGGAACUAUUCAAAACGCUUUAUCUGCUGCAGAUAAUAAUUGGGACCAAAUUGUAAAUUCCGUUCGUGAUACCAAGAACAGAUAUAUCCUUUUGUCUUCAACACUACAAGAACUUAAGAAUUUCACUGUUGCCUUUGACAGGGAAAUGGGCCGAGCUGAGCAGUUGUAUAACGACUGCAAAGAUGCUCCUAACGAUUAUGUACAGACGGCUCAGGCUCUUGACAAGGCCAAGAAAGCUUAUGAGAUCUUGAAGCGAUCAAAGGGCUUAUUAGACCAAAUGGACGUUAUCAAGCAGUCAGUGUUAAAACAAGCGUCAACUUUGGGAGGAUUUGACACAAGUCCACUAGAAGAAGCAUUCCUUACUUCCCAGACACACUGGGAGAAAGUAAAUGACGCCAUCAUUAAGAGGAUACAGGACCUAGAAUCUCAACUUAUCGUUUGGAGACAAAUUGAUGACACAAAGAACCAAGUUGUAACAUGGCUGAGCGAAACUGGUCAGAACUUGGCUAAUGCUUGUGACAACCUUGAAAUCAGAUUCGGCCAAAAUCAUCUUACCAAGUACAAGGAAGAAUUGCCUUUGUAUUUAGGUCUUAAGAACAGUAUCAAAGCUAAAUGUGAACAAAUUACCAAUUUGAAUAAAAACAUCCCUAUGGGACAAGUUUCAUCAAUCAUUGAUUAUUUGGAUAAUGAGUUUGAAGCCCUGCAACAACUAGCAAAUAACUUGGAAGGAGCUGUAUCCUCGUUAGAAUCUAAGGAAAACAAACUAAAGGACAAGAUAAAGCGGCUAUCAGAUAACGUUAGUAAAAUCCGCGAUGAUAUUAUCCAAUGCGAUGACAUGACCGGCGAUAAUGCAAAAAUUUUGGAUCGGCUGAAGAAAUGUCAGGCAUGCAAGGUAGAAUUGCAGAAUCUGAACGACGAAAUUGACAAUUUGAUUCAAGAUGUAUCUGAAAUGAAUGCUAACUAUCCCGGAUUCUACGAAUCUCUUGUACCGAAGGAACUGAGUUCAUUACAGAAGAGAUUUGAAAGUGUACUUGUGCACGCAAACAAAACAGAGACAACCCUCCUUACCUUCCUACAAAAACUGUUUACUGACAAACUUGCCAUGUUUAAUAGAAAUCUGAAAAUAUUAGACGACAAAACGAGAUGGUGUAUGCCUGACGUGAACAGUGACAAAUACAACUUAGAAGUGAAGAAUGCUGCAUUGACUGACGUGGAAAAUGGCAUUGCGGAUUGUCAGAAGAAAGUAGUAGAACUUCAAGAAGCCUGCGAAAUUCUUCGUGUUGUAGCUGAACCAGCUACUGCUCAAGAAGCGGCCGUACAGACAGAAAAAGCAAAGAAAAAUCUUGAUGUACUAAACGCCAAUUAUCAAGAAAUAAAGACUAGAUUACGGGAAAAUAUUGACGCUUGGCAAGAGUACGAAACUUUACUAGAAAAUGUAUCAGAAUGGCUAAAGGUUAAAGAAAAUAAAGUAAGGUUAGAAGCUGCUAAUUUAUUGAACCUUAGUGAGAUAGACGACAAAAUCAAAGAAAUUGAAAGUCUAAACAAAGAAGUCAAGAAUUAUGGAGAUGAAAUCAACAAACUUACUGAAAUUGGCGAGAAAAUCUUAGCUCGUAAUCCUGACUCACGAGUCGUACAGUAUGUCAAUCACUUAAUGACAAGAUACCAGGCUGUUGGAAAAUUCAUGGAUAGCCAUUUGAAUAGACUCAAAGAUUUGAAGGAUAACAAAGGAAAGUAUGACAAAUCGAUUGCUGAAUUUAAGACGUGGUUGCAAGACGCUAAUAACAAAAUCAGUGACGUAGCAGCUAUGAGCAAACAUUUAAAACCAACGUCAACAGAUCUAGAACAAGUAAAAAGGCUAAAUGACAACAAAGAAAAUGGUCAGAAAUUGCUCAAUAACGCUAUUGAAUCAGGCGAAGCUCUGUUCAGUGGUAUAACCCCCGAAGGACGUGAACAAAUAAGAAAUGAGCUUAGAUCUCUAAGAGAUUACUUUGAAAACUCUGUUGAUUCACUGAACAAUGUUAUUAAAGAUAUUGAAACAACAAUCAACAAGAGAUCGUCUUUCGAUGAUACCUUCAACCAAGUACAAAAAUGGAUUAGCGACAAAGAAAACGAACUUGGAGAGUUCAAGUUAUGUCCUACUCUUCCGGAAAAGAAAGCUCAACUUCAUGGCACUAAGAUUUUACACCAAGAAGUUGAAUUACAUCAGUCCAUGCUUUCGCAGUUGACUGAGAAAAUCAAAAUGAUGCCAGACGAGGAAGCCGAAAAAAGCCUUUCCAAAACCAUUGAUAGAUACCAAAAUAUGGGUAAGGAACUUGCAAAAAGAGUUGCUACUUGUGAAUCUAAUGUAGGUGAUCACGAAAAAUAUGUCCAAAUGUUUGAAGAUAUUCGCGAUCGUCUUAACCAUAUUGUUGCUGAAAACAGUCUCCUCUCCUACGGAGGUGUUACACAGAAAGAAGACGUCGACUCUAAAAUUACAGCUAUAGAAAAAGUUAUGACUAAGGCUCAAAAUAUCGAUAGCGAUUUGAAUGCUCUCAAAUCCCAGCUAGACACAGUUUUGAAAUCCACCAGUUCUAACGGACAACCCUUGCUUAUUAGUGAAUACGAACAGCUUAAAGCUGUUUGGGACCAAUUUGCAACACAAUGUAAGGAACAAGAUAAGAAAUUGAAAGAAACUUUGAAACAAUGGACUGAAAGCCAGAAGACUCUUGAUGAACUUGAGGAAUGGCUGAAAAUAAAGGAAAAUCAAGUACGUGAUCAAAGUCUUAAGAGUAAUCUAGAAGCUAAGAUAGCUCAUUUGCAGAAGGUAAAGGAAAUUCAAAGUGAGCUCGCUACCAGAGCUACUGAUUUCGCUGCGUUGACAGACAGCAAACAAAACGUUGCCAGCGAAUCAGAAUUAAGCAGCAAGACAUCAAAAUUGGCUACAAGAUACCAUACCUUGAAUAACCUUGUGAAUGAAAUCAUUUCUAAAUAUGAAAUGUUUGUAGCAGAACACCAAGCUUUCGAAAACGAAUAUGAUGAUAUGGAAAAAUGGUUGAUGGGCAUGCUCGGUGAGCUACAAGAUCUAAAUGAAAUUGUUGGUGAUUAUGCCGUGCUACAAGAAAAGCAAAACAAAGCGAAGGAACUGUAUGAAACGAGGAACAAAAAGACUCCUGCUUUUGAAGAAUUCUUAAGUUUAGGCGAGAAACUUUAUACACAUACUAGCCCUGAUGGCCGUGAGUUCAUACGCCAAAAGAUUCGUAAGAUACGGACUUUGUGGGACAGCUUUGGUGACAGUUUCCAAGAGACAGUUAAUAAACUGGAUCAGUGUCUCCUCCAGUUUUCAGACUUUUCUUUGGCUCAAGAACAGCUGACUAAGUGGUUGAAAGAUGUUGAGAGAGCCAUGCAACGUCACACAGAGUUGAAGGCGUCUCUUGAAGAAAAGAAAGCUCAGUUGCAGAAUCACAAGAUAAUGCAUCAAGAAAUAAUGGCCCAUCAACAACUAGUCGAGUCCGUAUGCGAUAAAGCUCAACAGUUAGUUGAUCAAACUCACGAUGCUUCCCUGAAUGUAUAUUUGCAGUCAAUCAAACAACUUUUCCAAAACAUCGUUACAAAGUCUCAAAAUCUUUCUGAUAAUUUGGAAGACUGCGUAAAGAGGCACGAAGAUCUUGUGCGCCUCAUCCAACAAUACAAGGAAUGGCUAGGCUCCCAGUCAGAAAAACUACUUGACAUUGAAAAUGCUACUGGUGAAAAGCCUGAAAUAAUAAGGAAACUUCAAUCUGCAAUUGCCAUGAAAGAUAUUGAAAAAGUUGGCUCAAGCAAAUUAGACGAGAUUCGAAGUGUUUUCUCUUCCGUCAGCAAGAGCACUUCUGAAGCCGGCAACGCUGCUAUCAAGGCCGAGAUCGAUAACCUGCUUGAACAACUACGCAAUGCGGUAGACGGUAUUGAAACAUCUGAACAGAAGUUAAAGCACACCUUAGAGAUUUGGAACAAGUUUGAUUCUUCAAUAGAGUCGAUUACUGUAUGGCUUAAAGAUAUGGAAUCUAAAUGUCGUGACCAAAGUCUAUGCUCAACUCUGCAGGAAAAAGAAGCUCAGCUGCAAAGAUACGUUAACUUGCGUAAUGAAAUAAACGCCAAGGAAAAAGAAAUUGAUGCGUUUGUUGAUGAAUCUCACAGUCUUAUUCAACUUAGCGGGGUCGAACGUCUAAAACCACUUGUGACUCAAAUAAGUAGCCGCUAUCAACAAUUGCAUUUAAUUUCUAAGGACAUCGUCAAUCAUUGGUCUGAACUAGUCACUGACCAUAAGAAAUACGUUCAAUUACGCAAUGAAUUUGACGCGUGGUUGAAGCCUUUAGAAGAACAAUUAUCCCAGAUGGUGACAAAAGAAGACAAACUCAGCAUUGAAAGUAAAGGCAACAAGCUUCAAGUGUUCUUACUUGAAAGAGACAACGGUGAACACAAGAUUGGUAUCUUGACAACGGCUGGUGAUAAAGUUCUGCCUGAAACUGCCGCUAAUGGUAGAGAAAAUAUCCGUUCUGAAAUAAGAGUUCUCAGAGAACGAUGGGACAAACUGAAUGACACUAUUCUUCAACAACAAAAGGAGUAUGAGUCUCAAACACUUCAGUGGUCUAGUUACCAAGACGUCUUACAACAAACGUUAUCGUGGUUAGACGAGAAAGAAAAAAUUGUCGAGGCAGAAGAGAAAGCUGUGUUGAACUCUGCUCAAGAAAUCAAAUCAAAACUUCUUAAGAACAAAACCUUGUUACAAGAAAUUGGUUCACAUAAGAGAGUGAUUGAAACCGUUACUGAAAAGGCAAAGAGUGUCGCUGCCAAUCUUCAUUCAGGCAAGGGAGAAGGUGACGAAAUGAAUAAAAUUAUUCAGUCUGUGUGGGACAGAUACAAUGCUCUUACAAACAGAUUGUCCUCAAUUGUUGAUAAGCACGAAACUACAUUUGACAUCUAUCAGCAGUUCGGUGACCAGCAGAAGUCGUUACAAGACUACCAAAAGCAUUUGUGGGAUCGUCUUCACCUUCUGUCAGACUUUACUGGCAACAAAGCUGCUUUACAAGGAAAAUUAGGUAAAAUACAAGAAUUAUUAGACGCCAUUCCAACAGGAAACAACAAAUUAAAGAUUUUGUCUGAUUUGAUCGAAAACAAUGGAGCAAAGUUAUCGCCUAGAGGCAAAGAAGGUAUGUCAAGAGAGCUCGCUUUGCUUAAGGCUGAUUUGGAGAAAUUCACAGCAACUGUCCAUGAUGUAAAGCGAGGCAUUGAAGACAAGAUACAACAAUGGAUCGAAUUCGAUAGUGCUAAUGAGCGUUUGCAACACUGGUUGAGUGAUACGGAGAUGAGCUUGAAGACUUAUACCCCAAAAGCUACUUUAGAAGAGAAGGUGGACCAGCUCAACAAGUAUCAGGAUUUAUGUAAAGCGAUUGAUAAUCACGAAAAUGAUUUGAGCACGACCAUAAGAUUUGGCGAAGCCUUGGAUCAAGCUAUAUUGGCAAACUUAAAGAAGACCGAAAAUGACGUCGACAAAUUGACCGAUGAAUUUAGUGAUCUUAUAGAAAACUGCAAUGAUACGAGAAUCACUAUGAAUCUACAACAAAUGACAUCAAGAUUCCAAUCUGUGCAAUCAACAGCGAAGGAACUUGUCAAGAAAUGUGAACAAGCUGUCAAUGACCAUAACGCGUAUCAAGAAAAAUACAACCAAUGCACAGAUUGGAUUAAGGCAGCACAACACAAAUUCGACGAAUGCCAGAAGAAUUUGUCUAAUACUCCUGAAGGUAUCAGUGCUAAGCGGGAGAGUCUUAAUGACUUGCUUAGUCAACGCCGUAAUGCUACUCUUCUGGUCAAUAAUACCUUCGAAUUAGGUGAAAAAUUAUAUCCUUCAACAUCACCAGAGGGCAAGGAUCUGAUUGAACAGCAACUGCACGAUAUUCAACAAGCUUUGGAUAACCUGUUUGACAACAUAACUAAAGCUGAGAGGGACUUAGACUCUGAACUGAACAAGUGGUCGUCCUUUGAAGAUAAUUUGAAGAGCGUUCAGCAAUGGUUGACCACCGCCGAGAAGAAUCUGCCUAAGGAGAUUGAAUUGAAGGCAACUCUCGAUGAGAAACGCAAUCAACUUAAUGUCUACAGAACAUUCUUGCAAGAUGCCAUAGCUCAUCAACAAGACAUUUCUAACUUGGAAGAACGCUCUCAGACUUUGCCUGACGGAAACAAAGAAAUUGCAAAAGAAAUCAACCAGCUUAAACAAAGACACGAUACUAUCCUUACAAGAGCAAAAUCGUUUGUUGAACAAUAUGAAGCUAUAGUCAAUAACCAUCAACAAUAUAGUAAAGCUGUUAUGGACUUGCAGGAAUGGGUAGAAGCUACGCACAACACAGCCCAACUCUGGGGUGAUGUAAAUCUAGAGCGAGUAGCUUUGAGCAGCAAUUGUGAAAAACUGAAAACAUUGCAACACAGUCUGCCUGAAGAAAAGAGUCGUAUUGAUAAAAUACGUUCUUUAGGCGAAAAAGUUCUGCCGGGAACUAUAAGCAACGGUCAAGCAAAUAUCAGAAACCAGAUAGAUGCCUCUCAUCAAGAAUGGGAAGGAUUAGUCUCAUUCAUAAAUAAGACUAUUGAAACCCUGGAGAAUAAGAUCCAGCAAUGGAAUGAAUAUGAGAAUAUGAAAGAUCAGUGCUUGGCUUGGAUCCGGAAUACCGAUACACAGAUCCAUGCGGUGGACCUGAAGGCUAGUUUGCCUGAAAAACAGGAGCAGUUCAAGAAAUUCCAGGAACUGCAAGGUGAAGUACGCGCUAAAGAACUCGAAAUUGACAACAUUACAGAGAAAGCACAGAACUUAUACACCGGCGUACUUGGACCUCGUGGUACUCAGAUAUCAGACCUUGCUGUCAAAUAUCAGGCUCUUUCUCAAAAGGUGAAAGACCUUACCAACAGAUGGCAACAGUACGUUAAGACACAUCAAGAAUUUGCGAGCAAUGUCACUGAAUGUUCACAAUGGAUCGAAGAACUACGAGACAAAUUGGACUAUUGCGCUGAUUUGAGUUCUUGUUCUCAAGAUGACUUGGAGACCAAACUGGUUUUGAUACAAAAUCUGUUGCUUGCUAAGGAUGAAGGAUUUACUAAAGUUCAGUCACUGGUAGAGUUGGCCCAAAAUGUGUUGGCUAACACCGCGCCAGCUGGACAUGAAGCUAUCAACAAUGCCCUACUAGCUUUGCAAGAACAAUGGUCUGCCUUACUUUCUAGAAUGAUUGAAACCAAAAACAUGCUUGACGACUCAGUAACUAAAUGGGCCGGUUUCUUGGAACAGAUACAGCUUAUCGAAAAGAGUAAUAGUUAUCUCGAAACUAUGCUUGCUCAGUUGUCACCAUACGAAACAUCAAUGUCAGAUAAGAGAGCCCAACUUGAAAAACUUAAGGAAGUCGAAGAAAAAGCACGUUGUGACCGAAUUGAUGUAGACACCCUUAAAGCUAAAGCCGCAGAGAUGGUUGCCAGCGGCCAGCAAAAUCAAGCUGCUUCUAAAGCACAAGAGACUUUGAAUAAGUUUGACUCCCUUUACGAUAAGAUCAAGAAGCUUCUUGCUGAUCGCGAAGAACAAUACAAAGAUCAUAGAUUGUACAAAGAAGCUCAUGAUGAACUUAUCCAAUGGCUCGGUAGAGCUCGAGAAAAAGUUCCAUCUUUGAAGUCAAAACCAUUGAGCGAUAAGUUGGCUAUUGAAAACUCAGUUGCCCCUCUAGAAGCUCUUAUCAAUAAGCAAGCGCAAGGAGAGUUGUUACUUGAACAUCUGCAACAUACUGGAGAAGUUGUCUUAGCCAGUACCUCUCCUGAAGGACAGGCUAUCAUCAAAAACGAAAUGAAAGCCCUUAAAGAAAGCUUUGAUGCCUUAUUCAAUGAAAUCAAGCAACAAAAGAGUCAACUAGAAGACACUGUCAACCAAUGGCGCGAGUACAAGGAUGAGUAUGAAAGGUUGUCUGAUUGGCUGCAACAAAAAGAGAUUCAUAUUAAGAAUCAUAAGCUUGCUUUAUUAGGCACCGCUAAAGAAAAGGGUGCUCAAGUUAAUGAAGUCAAAGAAAUAGUCGAUCAGUUGCAAAAGGGUAAAGCAGAUAUAGACAAAUUCAAUGCUUCCGCUGCUGGCCUAUUAUCCUCACACCUGGACACGUACGUGAACAACCAACUGAGACACUUAAACUCUAGGUAUCAAGUACUGGUAAAUAUGGCCAAUGAUGUUCUUAAGAAGGUUGAGACAAACUACGAACAACAUCAGAAUUAUGACAAUAACUAUGCUAAGACUAAGAAAUGGAUAGACGAUGCUUGGGAAAUCAUCCGUAGCGGAAGUGACGCCGGAAGCAACAGUAGUAAAGAAAAUUUACAGAAGCGUCUAGAACAAAUUGAAGACUUAUUAAAACGACGUGAAGAAGGCCAGAAUCUUGUUCAUGCUACAGUCAACAGCGGAGAAAAGGUUCUAAGAAACACCAGAUCUGAUGGUAAAGAUAGGAUCAAUACAGAAUUGAAAGAACUUCAAAAUGAAUGGGAUCGUCUUGUCAAGAAAAUGACGACAGCUAAAGUUCAUCUCGAGACUGCAUUAUUGCAAUGGGCUGACUACAGCUCUAGCUAUUCACAGCUACAGCAAUGGAUCUCCGACAGAGAAGCAAAACUCCAAGAAGUAUGUGAGCAAAAGGUCGCCAAGUCUAAAAAGGGUCAAGAUCGAUUAGCCGGUCUCACUACUGGCCUUAGCUUGGGCGAGAGAAAAGCCACACUUCGUCAAACAAACAAUAUUGUUCAAGAUAUCGUUUCGUUUGAACCUAUGAUUCAGUCUGUAACAUCUAAGGCUUCAGAACUUAUGCAACAAGCUCCUGCAUCUGAAAUUACCAGCAAAUACGAAACGUUAUCAAAACAGGCUAAAGAUCUUUAUGAGAAACAGAAAGAAACAGUUGAACAGCACCAAGCAUUUAUCGAUGCUGGUACAGACUUCGUCCAAUGGAUUAGAGCUGCUAAAGAAAGACUGAGUAAGUGCUCUGACGCAACUGGUGACAAAGAAUCACUCAGCAGUAAGAUAUCACAGUUGAAGGUAUUGGAAAGCGAAUUGCCCGAGGGUCAAGUGAAACUGCAAAAGGCUCUUGAGCAAGGUGAAAUUUCCUGUGGUUUAGCUGAUGAUGAAGAUAGAGAGGAAAUUGAGGAGGAAGUAGCUCUAUUGCAAGAGGAGUACGAUACCUACGUUGAGCAGCUGAACAACACUAAAGCAUUGAUUGAAGGAGGUAUCGUCAAGUGGACGGAAUACGAAGAGCAGUACAAGGAAGCCUUGGAUUGGUUGUCGAAGACUGAAAUACUCGUGCAAUCGUUCAACAAGCUGCAAAACAGCUUAGAACAGAAGAAGGUCGUUCUUGAGGAAUUCCAGGGACAUUUGCAAAUGCUGUUCGAUUGGCAGGCAGAUUUAGACAAGCUAAAUAUGCGCGCGCAGACGUUACUAGAGACGUGCUCAGAUACAAGAAUUUCCAAUGGAAUUACUCAAAUUACCACCAAGUACAAUGCUUUGCUGUCUCUGGCUAAAGAAGUUAUGAAGCGACUUGAACUUCAUUACCAGGAACAUCAACAACACAACGCUCUGUACGGAGAAUGCCAAGACUGGCUUGACAGGACUCGAGAGAAACUCAACCAGUGUGCUGAAAUACCCAACAACCUUCAAGAAGUUAACAACAAGCUAAAUACUGUUAAACUACUGCGUCAGUCCUUGGAACAGGGUCAAAACAAACUUAGAUACCUUCUUGAGUUGAAAGAGAAGGUUAUUAUGAAUACUGAACAAGCUGGAGCUGCUAAGAUUCAAGAAGAUACGGACAACUUGAAGCAAGAGUUCGAUAAAUUGAUUGCUGAUUUGCAAGAUGUUCGUAACAAGCUAACAAAUAGAGCGUCUCAGUUUGACGACAUAUCUAAGAUACACAAACUACUGGUUGAGUGGCUCGAUGAUAUUGAUCAAAAGAUACAAUCGGAUGAUUCCCUACUCAACGACUUAUCUGAGAAAAAAGCUAAGCUAGAAAAGUUCAAGACCUUCAAUAGAGAUAUCGACUCUCACAGCGAUCUCGUUAAGAGAUUAAACGAAAAACUAAAGGAAGAUGGUUCUUUGAAGUCUAAGGAAAUUGAAGAUACAUUGAAACGUUAUGACGAUAUCAAGAAGACUGUAAAUGAUAUGAUUGGCAAAUUGGAGGAGUACGUCAACUCUCACAUUCAAUACAAGGAAUCCUACGAUAACUUCUACGACUGGAUUCGCAAUUGCAAGAUAGAAAUCCAGCAAUGCUCUGACUCUCAUGGCGAGAAGGAAGAAGUUCAGAAGAAACUGAAGAAUGUUAACAACAUCAUAGCCUCUUUGCCUAAAGGAGAAGCAUUGUUGGAAAAGGCCAUUAGUCUUAGUGAAGCUGUUUUGGAAACUACAGGCAAUGAAGGCAAGGAUAAUAUCAACCAGGAAAUCAAACAGCUGAAGAUUGAAUGGGAGAACCUUCAACAGAUCUGCAAAGACACGAAGAAGUUGUUGGAGAAAUGCUUAUCGGCUUGGUCGGACUUCUUGGAGACGUCAGAUAAGAUGACCAAGUGGGUUAAGGACUUCGAUAAUAAGCUCAAAGCAGUCCAAAAAGUUGAUAAGAUCACCCCGGAGCAUCUCGAGAAGUGCCGCGAGCUGCUUGCUGAAGCCUUAGGUAAUAAACACGUUUUAGAAGAACUCAAUGACAGAUGCGAAAACCUUAUGGAACUAAGUGCCUGCGCUUGGGUUCGUGACAAAACAGUAAAUUUGCAAACUGAGUACACCACUCUACUAACCAAGAUUCAAGGUUUAGUUUCCAACGGCGAGAAAAACCUGUCAGACCAUACAGAGUUUAUCAAAGCUAAGGAAGAACUGCAGCAAUGGUUAGAAACUGCUCACGGUACUGUCCACGACUCUGUUGGAGUAGGAGACAUUGACACAACCAAAGACAAACUUGAAACUAUCAAACUCGUUAGCAACAGAAUGACUGAAGGACAUCAUUUACUGGUCGUCCUACAAGAAGCCUUCAAGAAAGCGCUUAACAACACUCCACCCGAAGAACAAGAUGGAUUGAGAAACGAUGUUAAAGUGCUUCAAGAAAGCUGGGAUCAACUGAAGAUAGAUCUCAACUCUAUCACUGCUCAGCUCAAGGCCGCUAUCGGCAAAUGGGAGGACUUUGAAGAAUCCAAGAAUAAGAUGAACCAAUGGAUCAAGGACACAGAACAGAACUUAGACAAAGUACCUCCAACUGGCGGUGAACUUGGUGAAAUGAAGACUUUACUUGAAAAAUACAAGCAUAUUGAAGACGAAAUUGACAACAAGAAGCCUGAGUUGGAAAGAUUAAAGGGAGAAGCUGCAGAACUAAGCUCAUGGGCUAAGAAACCGGCUGUCAAGGAAGCCGUUACAGAAAUUGAAAAGAAAUGUAAUGCUUUGCGAGCUAAGUGUGCAGCUAAGAAGGCGGAGCUCGAAUCUGACAUCAAAGACUACAACCAGUAUCACCAGUCAUUGCAGGAUACAGAGAAAUGGCUGCUGCAAAUCUCCUUCCAACUUAUGGCACACAACUCCUUGUACAUUUCGAACAGGGAGCAGACUGAAGAGCAAUUGGCCCAACAUGCAGUGUUGCUUGAUGAUAUUCAGAAGUAUCGUUCGACUCUCGACGAGUUGGAAGGCAAAGGUCGGGCUCAGAUUGAGCGUUACGAAGCGACAACUCCGUCAAUCCGCGACACUGUUGGGAAACAACUGAAGAACGUGAAUGACAGUCAUAAAUCCUUGCUGGCUACCGCAUUACAGAUUGAGCGUCGUCUCAGGGAAGGUCUCGCUAAAUUCAAGGAAUACGAAGAUACACUGGAGAGUAUUCUUAAUAACUUGGAUGAAUGCGAACCUGCGAUCACUGAGCUGGACGUCCCAGUGGACGGCCUUGCACAUGGUCGUGAACUUUUGGACAAAGCUAGGGCUCUCCACAACCGCUUGCAAACCGAGAAGGGUCGUCUAUCGGCUGCUGUGGCGGCAUGCUCUGCCGCCGCGGCGUCAGUAUCCCGGCCAUCUUCUCCAGCAGACACCGCUCCACUGCCGAUCCCACCGCGGGAGCUCCACGUCAGAGCCCGUCUGGAGGACCUCAUCGACCAGAAACAUGUGAGCGAUGUUAGCACUGCGCCGCGCAUCGACGCAAUAAUAAAGAGCUUGGAUACUCCUGAGUUCAACGAAAAGUUGACCGAUUUAGAGCAAAAGGUGCAAAGCCACUUGGAAACCUUAGGAGAUGCAGUCCACAGUAUGGAAGAAUCCAUGAAGCAAGUCCUGGAAAUCCAAGAAUGGAUCAACGUUCACAAUGCCUUGGCGCGUGACUGGCUUGCCAACCCAUCCAAAUUGCGACCUGAAGCUGCCAAGCAGGACAUAGCUGCCAUGAAUGAUGCUUUAGCAUCUGUAACCGAGAAGAGAAACAGGCUUUUGACUGAAAUUCCGACUGAAGGUCUAGAAGAUGAAAUCAAUCUCGAAGAAGAAUUAGACGAUCUUGAACAAGCCAUUCUUAAAGCCAUUGAAAGAGAGAAGGGCAACCAAGGCAUCAUUGACGACUUCAGACACAAAUGCCAGGAGAUCCACGACUGGUUCGAUUCAGUACUUAAGAAGAUGUGCUUAGCUGACAAGGGAUCUGGCCUGCCCUGUCCUCAGAAACUGAGCGCUCUAAAAGAGCUUACUGAAGAAUUCGCAAAAGCCGGAAAAGAUAAGGUAGACAACAUCAAGGCAGUUGGAUCUCAAGUAAUCAACAUUGUCAGUAAUCUGGAGUCUCAGCAAGUUGAAGAACAAAUGAAAUCAGUGGAAAGAAGAUACAACGACAUUGCCAAACGUAUUCAACGUAAACUCCAAAUGCUCGAGAUUACAUACAAAGCUAUCGAUGGAACUAAGAGUGAAGUCAAUGCCCAAAAUGAAUGGAUGCAGAAAGAAAUUGACAACAUCCUUCACCCUGAACCUCUUGGUUUUGAAAGCAAAUCCGUCAAAGAGAGACAGAAGAAGAUGGCCAAUCUUCUAAAGGAGACAGACGGUAAGAAGACUGUCAUUGAUUCUUUGGAAAAGAAAGUUAGCAACAUUCAAUCCGAACUUGAGCCCUCAGAGCAAAUGCAGCUAGAAUCCGAGCUUUCUGAACUAUCAUCUAAGCAAAAGCAACUGGCUUCUCUUAUCAAACAAGAAAUUGAGAGACUAGGUGCUUCUACUGAAGACAGAAAGAAAUUAGAAAACGACAUUGAAAAAGCAAAGAACUGGCUUAAAACGAAAUUAGCUGAGAUCAAAAAGCUUGGAGGACCUGUACCUUUGGAAGCAGCUAAGAUUGAAAAAGACAUCGCAGUUCACAAAAAACAUCAAAGUGAACUGUCUGAGUUCAAUACUGAUACCCUCACUGAAGUCAUGAGACAAGGUAACGCCGUAUCCAAGGACUGUUUGCCUGAAGACCGAGCUAAACUACAAGCAGUAUUGGAAGACCUCAACAAACAGUACACUUCAGCUAAAGUUGACAUCGAUGACAAACUUGGAGCAUUGAACAAAUUGCUCCAAGGUAGAAAUGAAUUUGAGUCCGAUGUAGCAAAGAUCCAAAGCUGGUUGAACGAAGCUGAAGUGGCUGCUACUCCUGAAUUGAGAACAACAAGCCUACAGGUCUUAGAAGAACAAUUGGCUAAGUUCGAGAAACUAAGCAAAGAAGCAGAGGAUGUCGAUAAGAACAUCAAUAAGAUCAAAGAUAAAUCGAAAGACAUCAUGGCUUCGUUAUCAGACUCUAACAAACUGCAACUCAAAGAACAGAUCAACGUGCUAUCUGAUAGAUUUGCUAGAAUAAACGCAAUCAUAAAUGAUAAGAAGAACAUUCUUCUGAAGCACAUCAAGGAAUACAAGGACGCUGCAGCCAAGAUCGCUGCUGCUUUAGAGUUCUUGAAUGAAAUCCAGAACAAACUGAAGGCUUUGAACAAACCAAUAGGCAGCAAGGUUGAGGACGUUCAACCAAUCAUUCAAGCCUAUGAAUCUAUUUUAGCUGACCUGAAGAAGAACAAGAAAAUGCUGAAUGAAUUGCAAGGCGGUAACUUACAUGACUUGCAAGAUAUUCUGGCUAAACAAGACGAUUUAAUGAGCACUAUUGAGGAUCAAAUAUCUAAACUGAAACAACUUCUGUUACUCAGAGAGCAGUUCUUCGCUCUUGUUAAGGAAAUCGAGGAGUUCAUUGCCAAGUACACCGAUUUGACAGGUGAAAUUGAAAAGUCCAAUGAUUCUUUGGAAGAAAAGAUCAAGCGUUAUGAUGAUAUCAUUGUUAAGAUCCAAGGAUGCGAAGCUUUGCUUGCUACAGCUACAGACAAAGGACAACAAAUUGCAGCUGAAGGCACAGUCAUUGAUAGAAAUAAUAUCACUGAACUAUUACAGUCUCUGAAACAACAGCUAUUGACUUUGAGGAGAACUGUCGAAUCUAAACGUCAAGAGCAUGAGAAAGCUGCAGCAGAACAUAAGAAACUGGCUUCUGACUUGUCAGAAAUCCUGCAAUGGCUUCAUGACAACGAAGCUGCGGUGAAUUCGCGACCUCUCCUCAACAGAGAUGUAGCCAGUGUUGACAAGAAACUUAUUGAACAUACUACUUUAGCUAAGAGCAUCCAGGCCAAUUUGGACAAGCUUACAAAGAUUACUGAUGUCAUUAAGAGCGACGACGGUGUGCCUGGUUCGUUAUUGGAAAUGGUUUCAGAAGCAAACUCUCUGAAGACAUCUUUACCUGCUGAAUUAGCUAACAGAGAGAAAUACUUGCAAGACAACAAGAAAUACAGACAACAAUACUUACAACUAGUAGAAAAACUGAACAUCUGGGUGAAUGAAGCUACUAUUCGCCUUGAUAUGGGCAAAAACGGUACUGACUUCGAAAAUAUUGAAGCCGAUCUUGAGGAACAUAAGUCUUUCUUCAAUACAUCCGAGCCAGAGAUGAAGGAUUUGGUCGGGAAGAGAAUGCAAGAUAUCGUAGAUAAGAUCUGGCCGUCUCUAGCGGCAGGAGAACAAGAAGAGUUGUCUAAAGAGCAUCAGAAACACAAUCAGCUGUUGAAGAAUACUUUGAACUCUGCGAAGUCGCGUCAAGCACAGUUGGAGCAGGACCUGGAGAUCUGGAAGGACUUCUGCCAGCUGGUGGACAAGAUUAAAGCGAUCCUGGACAAGAAUGACAUCGAAGACGAGCCCAUCACGUCGGUAGACGCGCUCAGGAUGCACCUCGAGAAAAUCAACCACGCCAAGAACGAUUUAGAGAACCAGCAGCCGCUCUUGGACGUGGUCCGGGAGCGGGCGCGCGAGCUGUGCAGCGGAGCGGACGCGGCGAGCGGCGAACGAGUUGAACAUAGGACCAGGGAGCUAGCAGACAGAUGGGGCAUCGCUUGCGAAGGUCUAGCUAAGCGUGCCGCGACAGCCGACCACCAGCUACAGCGCUGGAGUCAGCUGCUAGAUGUCCAGCGAAGCUUGGCCUCAGCAGUCACAGCUGCGUCGGACCGCCUGCGACAGCUCGAUGCUACGCCAAGCACCAGGAGACGAGCGCUCGACACUAGACAUGCUUUGCAGGAACUGCAAGCGGAAGUGUCAGGCUUGGAAGAAAGUAGAGACGAGCUUCUAGAACACGCAGACUUCGUAGUGAGCCUUCUAAAGACACACUCCAAAGACGCCGCUGGAGAGACCGAGCAAUCGGUUAAGGAACUGCUCGACGCCUAUGAGAAAUUGCGACAGACCAUUGCGGCGCGGCUCGCGGAGAUCGACGAGAUAGUAUCCGAAUUCGACCGAGUGUCGGAGCGGAUCGACGAACUCCGACAGCUGAUCGAAGUGUGCAUAGCUAAAGUGAAGACUUUCUACGUGUUCGGCGAGGACGACACCGACAGCGUUCAAGCUCUAGCCAAGGAAGUCUCCGACUUAGUGGAGCGCACGAAGACAUUCACCGAGGAGAGCAGGCAGCGGUACGGCGGCUCGGCGCCCGCGGACGUGGCGCAGGAGCUGUCCGCGUUAGAGCUAUCGUCGGAGGCGCUGGCGGCCGCCAUGGAGGAGAAAGAGCGGGAGUGGAAGCGUGCGCGCACGGCGCGGAGCGAAUACGCGGCCGACGUGGACCACGUACAGGCGUGGCUGCGCGCUGCCGAGCUGACGGCGCGGGACCGCACGCUGCCGCCGGAGCCCUACAAGGAGCGGCUGGCGGCCACGCGGGCCGAGGUGCCGGCCGUGGCCGACCGCGUGGAGCGCCUCACGCGCAACGCGCGCGCGCUCGUGGAGGGCAGCCGCGAUGCCGCCGAGCGCCAGCUGGUGCAGUCCACGCUGGCUGCGCUGUCCGACCAGUUCGCGGCCGUCUGCAGCGAGCUGGAGGCCCGACAGGCCGCCGUCGAGGACGCCUGCGACGCCGUAGCGCGAUUCCUCGCCCUUCUAGAGAAAGUCCUCCUAUGGGUCGAGACACAACGUGCAUUCCUCGCGCGGCCCCUCCCAUUGGCCGACUUGCAGGAGGCACAACAGAAACAGACUGAAUAUGGGAACGCGCUCAAGAGCUGUAAACAACAAGCUAAGAAUCUAGCCGACAUGGCUAAGGAAAUCGAAGCGAUAGAACGCGUGACCAGUCCGGGGGAUCUUCCGUCCAGAUUGGAGGCGGCCGAGAACGCCACUGUCGACGUCGAGAAGAAAUUAGCCAAGACCAACGGCUUAUUACAAGAAUUGGCGGAAGAAUGGGAGCGAUGCGAGAAGAAACUGAAGGACGUCGGACAUUGGCUCGAAGCCACGACGAGGACGCUAGAGGCGCCCCAGAACGCCAAGAAACCACUCAGAGACAGACUCGCCCUGCGGGAGAAACUCCUCAACGAUAUAUCCACACAGAAAACUAAGAUCUCUUACGCCGUCGAAAAACUCAACGUGCACUUCGGGCCCGACGGCGUGGCAGCGCAGUCCCGUUCGCCGGAGGGCGUGCAGGCCGCGGCGCGAGCGCUGGGCGCGGCGUUGGACGCGCUGGCCACGUCGACGGCGGCGCAGGCGGCGCAGCUGGGCGCGGCGCUGGCGCAGGUGGACGCGUACUGCGCCGACGUGGCGCGCCUGCGGGCGCAGCUGCUGCAGGCCGAGCAGCAGCUGCGCCACGCCGCGCAGCCCAACUACAGCCCCCGCGACCCCGAGCGCGCGCAGCUGCAGCAGCAGGAUAUCACCCGGCGUAUCGAAGAGCUGACUCGGGCGAUCUACGGGCUGGACCCCUACUUCGUGAUGCCGCCGUCGCCGGCCGAGGCCGCGGAAGACUCGGUGGCCACUCUAUCAAUGCUCGUGUCGAGCGCAGACCGCGCGCGGGCCAACCGCCGCGCGCGCUCGCCCGAGCGUCGCGACCGCCGGGGGCCCUCCAGCCUCACAGUCCCCGAGCGGCCUCAGCGAGCCGCUAGCCCCGCGUGGGUGCUCUCAGGGACCACUUACGCCGAGAUAGUCAGAGGGCAAUGCUCGCGAUCCAGCUCGAUCGGAUCGAGACAGCCGAGCGCACAGAGAUUGCCGCUAAGAGAGCCCAGCACUCAGCGAAGACAAUACGAGGUCGAACCGGAGCGCAGAAGUCCCUCCGUCGAAGAAGUACGACCGAGUGAAGUUAUAAGUGUGACCGUGCAACCGUGCGUUCCGAAUAAACUAACUGACGUACCAGUGUUCGAACCGAGCGAUCGGUAUAGUGAAAGAGUGUACGAAAACGUUAGUGAAAGUGAACCGUAUAGGGAUGAUGCUAAUGUUUACGUUUAUAAUGAAUACGCUACUCAUACUAGUCCUGUGACCCAAGAAACUUACGAGUUUUAUGCGGAACAGCCUAUGGAGUACGAGUCAGCACCUCAAGACGUAUAUGUUCCGGUCGCCCCGACCCAUGUUGAGCAAACGCCUACACACCCUGUAAGGGAAUUACAUCCUCCUGAACGUCAGGGGCGAUCGCCUAGUCCUGCCGCAAACUAUCGCUCCCAAGAUUUAUCUUAUGCGGAAAUAUUAGCUCUGGGCUUACGCAAGCAGCCCAAGAUACACAGCAUAACCGCACUACCGAAACCACAAGUGGCACAAGUUGAAAUAAUCAAAGAGAUAGUUGUUGAACAACACGUAGACAAAUCUCCAUCUGUUCAGCAAUAUGAACCAAAAUCAGAGCGUAUUGAUUCGUCCAGGUUGAAACCUGAAAGGCAAGAACGACCACCUACACGUAGUCGUUCCAGAGAUAUGCCGAGGCAACGACGGGCACCUGAUAAAAGACCAAAUAAACCACAUGAUACACAAACCAUGAAAAAGAAAAAGGUUACAAAAAAAGUCAUCGAGGUUGAUGACUUUGAAGAUGCACCUGAAGCAUCUCAAGAGAUGGAACCAACUCCUGACCGGUCGCUGCCAGUAUUGACACGACCUGAGGAGUCUACCGUUGAGGUUCCGAAUAAAGAAAUUACUAAAAAGAUACAGCAUAGUUCUACAGUAGUGGAAACGGUUACGGAAACUGUUGCAGAAGAUGAUUCAAUUGAACAAAAUAUCGAACAUAAAAAAUCUAAAAAGAAGCAUAAAAAGAAGGGUAAGCAUAGUGAAGAUGAAAUUGAAAGGGCGCUUAAGGAAAUAGAAGAAUCUCAUAAGCAUAAGAAAAAGAAAGGCAAAGAAUCAAAUGAAAAGAACAAAGAGCCUGUGUCGAUCACAAUUGAGUCGACUCAAUUCGAAGAAAAACCGACUACAGAGAAAGAUGAAGAAGCAGAAACAUCUACUAAACAAAAGAAAAAGAAAAAAGACAAAUCAAGAGACCUUGUUGCGGAAUUUAUAAAUGUAGAGUCAUCUGCACAAAAAAUUGUUGAACCAUUAUUAUCUGAGACAAAAGACAUAAAGCAAAAGAAAAAGAAGAGUCAGAAAGACUCUAAGGACAAAAUAGAAAAUAUAAAAACGGUUCCCAAAGAACUAACUGCCGAGUUAAUUUCUAAAGAAUCAGUAUCGGUUAUAAGUGAACCCGUAAAUAUUGAAAAAUUGGAUGUUGUUGAGCUACCUGAAGAAGUACAGGACGUUGUAAAAUGUUCGAAUGUACCUGUUGAGAUAUCAUUGGACAUUGGCAUACAAGAAUCAACAACUAAUGAAGAACAUUUUACCCAAGAAUCUAUGUUAUCUGAAGUUCAACAUAUUAAACCAGUACCUUCUGAAGAGAUUGAGGCUAUGCCAGAAGAAUCCAAAAGUGAUUCGAUAACUAUCAAACCUGAAUCAUGUAAAUCGAAAAGCAAAAAGGGAUCUAAUCAUAAACAAAACUCAGAGAAUCUCGAAGCUAAAAUGACAGAACCUAUUGAAUCUAUUAUUCCCUCAAAAGAAACGGAAAAAGUGCCUGAGACACUCUCUGAAUCGGUAAUACCUAUUGCAGAGGAUAAAGACUUGACAUCAAAAUCAAGGAAAAAGAAGAAAAACAAGAAACAUGAACAGUCUCCGGAAAUUAUUCCAUCCAAAGAGGUAGUUCAGAAAGUCGAUACAAUUGAAGAGAAAAAAGUCGAUACAACUGAAGAGAAAGCUAUUGAAAUAGAGACAUUGGAACCUUUAGAAAUUUGUGACGCAAUUUUAUCAGUAACCGAAACAACAACAAUGGACACAAAUGUUGAAAAUAUUGAUGUUAGUAUAGCGAGCAAAAAGAAAUCAAAGUCAAAGAAAUCUAAAUCUAAACUGGCAGAAGUUAGAGAUGAGCCUAGUGAGAUUAUACCCAAUGCUGAAAUUAAAACGCCUGAAGAAAGUAAACAAACAGAAGAAAUUUCAAAUAUUGAUGAGAGUCAGUUUGAAGUAGUAAAAGCGCACAAAAAGAAAUCAAAAGCUAAGAAAGCCAAAAUUGCUGACGAUGACAUAGAAAAAGCACUGAAAGAAAUAGAACAGUCUGAAUCAUCUAGAAAAAAAGCAAAAGAAAAACCAUCCAAAUCUAAAGAUAGACGUGGACCCUCUAGUUCCGAAGAUAAAGCAGCACCAGUAGUUAAGGAGAAAUCGAAAUCAUUAGAAAAAUCUCCUGAAAAAGAAAAAGUUGAUCAAAGUACUACCGAUACUGAGGUGAAAACUAUCACAGCGCAAGACAACUUGAUUACUUUAGAUUGGAAUACAUUAAUUGAAGAAGAAGAAAAUGUUUCUGUACCUAUACUUGCGCCCAUAAGUCAGCCUGAAUCUGAUUUAUUCAAGACCGCAGAACAAGUAGCCACUGAAGUGACUAUUUUACAAGAAACAGAGGAUUUAUUAGUAAAAGAAACUGAGAAUAUUAUUAAUGAGUCAGAGAUCAAAGAAAUUGAGACUGUCUCUAAAGACACAACUUCGACCAAGACGGUCGUUAAACAGCAAUCCGAAAGUCAAGAAGUAACAACUUCGAGUGUAUCUAGCGAACAAAAUAAUAACGAUAAAUUCUUCUUAACCGAUUCUGUCAAAGAAGGUUCUAUAAACAUUGUUGAGGAAAUAACUCGUUAUGAACCUAUUACUAAGGACCCAGAAACACGCACUAUUUAUCUUAUAACUCACGAGGAAAAGAAACUUCCUCCUAUCAGAACGGUAAAAGUGUUUAACAGUAAAAGCAACUCCUUAGAGGAAUCUACAAAUCCAGAAGAAAACGCGCCGAUUAUUGAUCAAGUUAACAAAAUCACUGAUGAAAAGUCUUCCAGUAUUUUAGAAGAGGCACAGUUGCAAUCAUCUGAGCCUAAACAAAUUGAAGAUGUGUAUAUAGAAAAGUCUUCCGAUGUACCAGAGAAUAUCGUAGAAUCUAACAUAAAAGAAACUGUUAAGACUGCCAUAGAUGGAAAUGUUAUUUUAAAAGAAUCUGUCGAAAAUAUUACGACACAAAUUCAAGAAAUCAGUGACAUUAUACAACCUGUUACUGAUGAAGAAUCUAAUGAAAUAUUGGUCACAAAUAUCGAAGAGUCAAGCGAAAUUAUUGACUCUGAGAAGGUCGAAGAAAAUGUGACUGUUUCUGAUAACAUUACCGAAACAGAGACUACUAUUACGGAAGAUGAGUUAAGCGAUAUUCUCGAACAAGCUAUUUUCGGAUCAGUACAAGAACGUAAUAAAACAGGAAAGAAGGAUAAACAUAUUCCACAAGAUAUUCCCUACCAAGAACUUAAAGAGGAGGUCAAAACGUACUCACUUAAUUUGGACAUAGAUCAAUUAGGUUAUGAUUAUCAUCAGUUUAUGGUUCAUGAACGUGAACAUAGUUCUUUGUUACAUGACGAUGCACCUGUCAAAUCGGUAGUAAAGAGCAUAGUUGAAAAGGGAACAAAAGAAUCUUCACCCGUUCCGGAAGAAGACGUUCCAAGGCAGAGUUACCGAGAAAUUUCUGACGCUGAAAAGCUGCUAGCGACUGAAAAAUCAAAAAUUACAACCAAAUCAGAAACGGAAAAGGAACGUCAGCAAUCUUUUCCAAAAGAAGAGGAUUCCAAGUGCUCAGCUUCUCUGUCAACUUCGUUAAUCGAGGACAAAUCUGUUGGAAUAGACAUUCCAAUAGAAAAGGAAAAAGCUUCUCCUCCAAGAGAAGAGGCGCCAAGACUCAGCUACCAAGAAAUUCAAGAUGCUGAAAUACAGCUUGCAUCUGCUAUUAUAGAAAAAACUAAAGAUAUUGAAAGAACAUCUAUUGUUAACGAAGAAACACCACGUUUUAGUUACCAUGAAAUUCAGGAUGCAGAAAAUCUUCUCCCUUAUACUAUUAAAACCAUUACAGAUGAAGCUUCUAUAAAAGAUGAAACUCCUAAAGAUAUACGUUAUGAGUCCUCUGCUGAAGACAACCUUCUUAAGCCUGCUGCUACUAAAAUUGCUGAAGAAGUAACGAAAACAAUCAUUGAACAUACUGUGGAUUUGAUCAGUAAUGAAUCAGCAACAAUUAUACCUAUAGAUGAAAUUUCUACAUCUGUUACGACUACUCGAGAAGAAACUUCUGCUCCUAAAUCUACCGUUUGUGUACAAAAAGAAUUCAUACAAGAAUCUUCGGAAAUAAUGCGUGAAGAAGUUCCUCGACAAAGUUAUCACGAAAUUAGUGACGCUGAAGUACUUUUGGCUUCUAAACCCACAAAUGAGCAGAACACAGAGGAAAUAAAAGAAAUUCCCAAACAACCAGAUGUAGAGAAAUAUAUUCCUCAAGGAGAAAAGCAAGAAAGCAAAGAAGUAUACGAAGGUAACAUACAAAGUUAUCAAGAAAUUAAGGAUGCUGAAUAUUUGCUAGGAACCAUUAAAUCAAGAGAACAGAGCAAAGAACCGACACCAGUCCGAGAAACUGAAUCUUUGCAAUACAUUACUGCAGACGUUCCACAAGCGUCCCAAUGCCAAACGUUACCCGAACGAUGCAUCUCUACAGUUAGUGAUGAAACAUUAGUGACUAAUGGCCAUGUCGAAAAACCAGCUAUUCCUGUACAAUCAGAAAGCAGACAAACUAUCUACGAAGUUCCAAGAUAUAGUUAUCAUGAACUAAGCGAUGCUGAGACUUUGUUCGCCUCAAAUGUGUCUCGUCAAGAAUGCGAACAAUCCCAGACGUUGCUUGGUCAUGACAACCAAAAUGAGACUCUUAUAGAAGAACAAAUAAUUACACCUCGAGCCUUAAACAAAGAUGAGUCUUCGGAACAAGUUUGGCAGCAACCAACUGCUAUAGAACAAUCUCCAAUUGAAGAAGCUCCUCAGCAGAGCUAUCAUGAAAUACAAGAUGCGGAACGAGUUUUAGCAUCUGUAAUUACUCGGGAAUCGGUUGAAAAGGAUUUAAAUACACAACAAGAAAGACCAGAAAAUAAGCUUCCUGAACAAUCUGUACAACCUGUUAUGGCUCCAACUAGCCCAGAAGACGACUUAAUUAAGGAGGCUAUUAAAAUAGCUACACCAGAUAUUAAAAAUAUAAUGGAACAUACUACAGAUUUGAUAAGUAGCGAGAAAACUAUCAUAAAGACAGACACUGUAGCUGAAAUUAAAGUAGAAGAACUCAUCAAAGAGCCGGUUUUCAAUGUGCCGGAAAUUAUUGAAGAUAAAAUAGAAGAAUCUGAACCCACUACGCCUAAAGUCGAAUAUGCUUUUGAAAUUGACGACCUAACCAAUGCACCUGUGCCUGUAGUUUACGGUGAUGAUCAAGAAAGUAUACCUCAAAAUGUUGACGAUAUUGUAACCGUUAAAGAAACUGUUGUGGAUAAACCUGCAUCUGAUGAAAUUGGCGUAAACCAAACUAAAUCAAAUCUGUCGUUCGAAAUUGAUGAUCUAGAUGACUCACUUGUGCCUGUGGUAUUCGGUGACCUUAAAAAGGUUGAAAAGACGAUCCAAAAAUCUGAUAUUGAAACACAAAAAGAAACUUCACCAGAGAUCGUAGACAAAUCUCCAGAAGAAGUUGUAAUUCCUAGCUUAGACGAUCUGAAUGAACCUACAAAAGAUAUUUUGGCUACUGAACUUAUUGUUUCUGAACCAGCUGUAAUUGACAAAGAAGAUCAAAUUUUGCAAUCAACGACAAAACUUAUAACAAAAUCUGAUGCGACUCACACUAUCUCGACGGAAUUUAUUCAAAGUGAAGUAACACACUCUAUUUCUAAUGUGCCCGAAAAUAUAAAAGACUUUUCAAACGAACCUGAAAUUAUUGAUACGCCUGAACGUGUUAAGGAUAUUUCAAGUACGGAUUUAAGUGUAGUAACCUCGGAAAUAUCUAAGGAUUUAGUUGAUAGUUCUGUAAUUGAACAAACUAUUGUUAGUCAAACAGAUAUUGACAACUUACGCCCUGAAAAAUCUCCUAUUCAUAGUUUGCAUGACCUCCUACCAGACGAAAUAGAUUCCAUUCCUGAAUUUAAACCUUCCUUAUCGAACACUGUAUUGUUUUCCAACUUAUCAGCUGAUGCACCUGAAUUCACACCUUCUUAUAUGUAUCAAACUGUUGAAAGUACUGUAUCUGAAACCAAACCGACUGAUAUAGCUGUCGGUGAUACCACUGCACCCGCAAAACCCCAUGUACAACAGUCACUCAAACAAUCUGAAGGCAUUAUUGAAUGGAACAAACCAGCUGCCCCUGAAAAUGAAUCUACAGCAACCCAAAUCUCUUACUCUUCAAUAUUACAAACUAAAAAGGCAAAGAAGGAACCACAACCGAUAGAUGACAAGGAUGUGGUUUCAGAACCGAACAUUCGACCAGAUACAAAUACUGUUCCAGAAGCACCUGUUGAGGAAGAACACAUUGAGACAAAAACAAAACGUAAUAAGAAGAAGAAAAAGAAGGAAGAUAGAAAAGAAGUGCCUGUUCAUGAAAGCACGCCUCCAGUCAUAGAACAACAAGUUACACUCCCUGAACCAAUUAACGUAUGGGCCAGAUUAGAUGAUGAUGGUAAAACAUAUGCUGAAGUAGUGGCAGAAGGAUUGGAACAUGAGGAAAAACACUCAGUAGUACAAUAUGUACAAAAGCCACAGAUCAUCCCUAAAUCAAGGGAACCUUCUCAAAUACGGGAAGAGAAAGAAACAAAAGUGGAGGAGCUUAGCCAUGAAGUAGAAAACAUUCAUAGUUCCUGGGCUAAGAUUGUUUCUACUAAUCGUCCGUCACCAGAUAGAAUUAUAAAAGUGGAUGUGCAAGUAGCCGAAACCGUUGAAACAUGUCAUAAAGCGCCUGUAAUAUUAGUAGAGGAAUCAGAUUCUGAACAUCAUAAGCCUGAGGUAGAAGUUGAUGCAGAAGGAUUCAUUACCGUAGAAAGACAUAGAAGAUCAAGAUCUCGGUCAAGAGAUAACCACUCCCGGUCAACAUCCAAAGUAACAGACAGGCCUGACUCUCGUGAUAAAUCACAGAAUAGAUUUGAUCCGCUGUCAAGCACGCUUAAGCCUGAAGAAACCGAAGUAUCAGCAAGUAGCCCCUCGGAAGAUGAGAAACAGGCGACGAAGAAAGGAAGGAAAAGCCGUUCCUCAAAAUCGAAAGAAAAGGAAAUUAAACCGAAAAUAGUAGAAUUAAUUCCGAGCACAACUUCUGAUGAGGAUAAGCAGCCGCCAAAGAAAGAUAAAAAGAAACGAUCAUCUAAAUCUAAGGAAAAAUCGGUGAAACUUGAAAAAGAGGAUAAAGUUGUACCUGAAAAGGAACCUUCGAAGAAGUCGGAAAUAGAAAAGAGUGAACCAAAAACUGAAAUUCAGAAGACGGAAGUUGUACAUGUAAUAAAGGAAGAAACAGAAGAAACUGCUCUUCUGCCAGAAGUUCACGAGGCUAAGAAAAAGAAUAAGAAGAAAAAGAAGGAUAAGAAAGUAGAGCCUCAGCUAAAGGAAACUAUUGGCACUCCUACUCCCGCUGACUUAACAUCUUCUGAACAGGAAACUACUUCCAAACAUCAAGCUAAUAAGUCAUCACAACAUCUUGUCGAAACUCCAGUAUCUACACCCGACUCUAUUCAUACACCGGUUAAAGAACGGGCAUUCUCUGAAGCUCAAUUUUGGAAAGUUGAUCCUAGUGAAUUGGAUAACAUAAAUAAUUUAUCAGAAGAACUUACGGUUGAAAUAGAAAAGUCAAAUACAGAAAACUUACCUUCAGAAAUUGUUCAAAUAACCCAAGCUACAGUAUCCAAAAAAGAUUCUUCAUCUGAAUUCAUCAAAGAAAAAAUAAUAAAUCUUGAAACUGAUACACAAAAAUCACAAGAAGUGGUACAUAUUACAGAGGAACAGAGUCUAGAACAUAAAAUGGCUGAUUUGCAAAGAGAAAUAGAAGAAAUGUUAUUACCAGAAAGUGAUUCUCCUAUCGUGGAAGACGAUACUCCCAAGGAAUUAUCUGAUAAUCAAAGCUCGGCUGACUAUCAUCAUGAUGAACCAGUAGAUAAUCUCACUCCAUCACUAGCAUCACCUGAGCCCGAAGAAGAGAUAUUUGUAGAAGAAAAAGAAGCAGUGAAACCUAAAACAAACAGCCUUGAGGAGAUUCAAAAAGCGCAACCAACUCCGCCAGAAGAGGAAGAGCAUAUUAGCGUUAGCAUGAUCGAUUCCAUAUUAGAUGAUGAACCUGUUGAAACUCACACAAAUAUUACUGAAGUGGAGACAACUUCUCUUAUUGUUCAAAAACCUGAAGAACAGACGCAUACUGUAGUUUCUGUGCCUAAAAUAAUCAAAAAGAGUCAACCUUCGGAAGAACCUCAAAAGGCAGAACCUACAACAGAGGAUGUUUUACUGACUAAAAUGCAAGAUACUAUUACUAUAACUGAAGAAAAGAAACCGGCUCAAAUAACUGAAGCUUUUCUACAAAGCGAAAUUGAUAAGCAGUCUGAAGAAAAGGAGCAAAAUAAUACAACAACACAUGUCAUAAAAACCAUCACAAUUGAGACUUCAGAACCGAAAUCAGUUGUAGUACCUUCUAACAUGUCCACUGAUUCCACUGUCGCUACUAACAAUGUAAUUAACCUAAAACAGGAUAAUUUCUGGACUGACAAGUUCUUGGCGGACGAUGCUGAACGUUUCAUGCUUGAACAAAAACAAAUGUUAGGGACAGAACCAUACGUUGAAAAUAUAGUUGAACUUAAACCUGAAACGGAGACGGAUUUCGAAUUAAUCGAUGAUUACGUUAGUGUUGAGGAAAAUAUAAUUAAAGACGACUCAUUUUGGCCCGAAAAACAUCUUUACCAUGACGCGGAAUGUCAAUAUUUCCUUUCAAUUGCUAAAAAGUCUAAAACACCUCCACCGGCCAAAAUUGAAAUCGAAAUCAAAGACCAUAACGACAAAGAUAAAGGCCCCGGGGGUAGUAGCGGCCACUCGUCUGAAACUGAUGAACCUAGAGAUACUAGCGGCUCACCUUUCGAUUCUAACUAUAUUUCAAUGGAUCUUCCUGGCGGUAUCUGUAGUUGGAAAGAUCAGAGCUCCUACUUGAGCCUAGAAACACCCGUGGACUCCCUGGGUCCUAUCGAAGACACCUCGUUAUUAGGAACUGACACGCGAGAGGAUAUACUAACUACCUCACCCCCCGAACCAGUUGCCCUACCCUCACCCCUACAGGAGCCACCGGGAGAGGAGGACACAACCCAGAGGACAGCCAAGGAUGACUUGUCUAACGAUAUUGAAAGUCUACUCGAGGAGGUCAGAAACGUUCAGACGAGACUGUCGGACCUUCCUGAUGAGAGUUUGGAGGCCAUGGAAGAUGGGUUGAAGGACGGCAUCGAAGUAUUAGUGAAGUGUGAAGAAGCAGCAGAUUUGUUAGAACAGAAGAUCAUGGAGUACCGCCACGAGACUGAGAUCCAGUCUCUGUUGCGGGAGUUGGUCGUGAUGAAGGCCAGGAUAUCUAAGCUGCUUACACAAGCGCGCCAGGGACUAGUCACCAUUCAGGACGCCAAGCUAGAAGUAGUCCGUCGCACAGAAGAAAUAGAAGAACAAAAAGAGAAAGUGGCCAAGUUGGAUCGUUGGCUUGAAACUAUUAAUAACGACUUGCAAGAAUCUACUAAACAUUACGAUGCCCUCGUUGAAGAAGACAUCAUUAGGUACAUUGAAGUUUAUGAACGGUAUAUCAGGGAAUAUGAAGAAUAUGAAAUUAUAUUAAAGUCUAUCACUGUGAUAAGUCAAGAUGAGUCUAGUCAGUCGUUGCAGGCGAAGUUGAAUGCGAUGCAGAAAGCGUUGUUGGAAACGAGGAAUCUAGUCAUUGUAGAGAUAGAGAGGUUAAGGCAGGUACUGCUGCAGAUAAGAUCUGCACCAGAAGUUGCGGAAGAAGAUAUUUCACAAACAGACAGGACUAUUGAUUCAACAUCAAUGCCUGAAGAAAUCGUAUCUCCUAGGGAAACAGAAGACAAAUUACCAACAGUUCAAGAGAGUAAACCUAGUCAAGUAAAAGAAGUGAUACCAGCUGUGACGAUUGAAACUCAAACUGGAAAGAGUCUCGCUUCGGAACCAAUUGAGAAAUCUGAGCCUAAAGUAGAACCAAAAGUUACCGAAGCUCCUAAAGAUAAACCUUCUGCUACAAUUGAAACGCAAACAGGAAAAAGUCUCGCGUCAGACGUUCCAUUAACGUCUGACAAAUCUGUAAUAUGCCAGCCAGAAGUUGUGAGUACGCAAGACGUGGCUAUAACAUGCGCAGCGCCUCAAGAAGUGGAAGUUCAGACAAGCGAACCUUCACUCUACGAGAGGGAAUUAUUAGAAAACAUUCAGGUUAGACAAACUGUAACUGACGGCCAUGAAACUAUUGAAAUUGCGAGUCGACCUGUUAUCAGAGAACAAAAGUUAGAUGAAAAAUCUUUGUUAGUUGACGCUCAAUACAAAGAUGAUCACAUUAGCAAAGAUUCACAACUUAACAUAACUCACAGCCUCCCGCAGUCGUUCGAGACUGUCAUGGUAGAACCGGAUGAAACGACAACUGAGGUAGUUGUAGAUGCGGAUGGAACUAAGAGGAUUAUCGUGAAGAAAAUCCGAAAAACUUUGGUUACAAGACAACAAACGAUUCAAACACAACAGCAUAGAUCACAAAUACUAUCGAGUGAUGGCGUUCCUCAUGAACAGUCAUUCUCUCAAAUCACUCUCAAAGAAGAUAAAGGCUCCACAUCUACUUUACUGGAGGAUGGAGGUACACAGCACGUUGAAUAUCAGACUUAUGGUGGCCAACUAAUAUCAGGCCUACCAGGCGGCGAAGUAACUAUUCAAGAGUUUUCAUCAAAGCCGGAUAUGAUAAUCAAAAUGGAGAAAGGAAUGAAACCUGAGGAAAUUCUACAAAUAGCUGAAGGCCAAGAACUACCUUCUCAGAUUCAAACCUCGUCUUCUAGCGUUACAGCUGUCGUCCAACAAGUCACUAAAAGAAUAGUUCGAACAAGACGUCGAAUUAUUAGACGAAUUGUGAUCAUUGACGGCAAAGAACAUGUGACUGAAGAAAUCGUGGAGGAACCCGACGUAGAAGUAGAAGAGGAACAAAUGCCCAGAGUCACAAUCAGUGUACAAGACCACGGUGGUGUACAGUUCGAAGAAAUUGACGAUUCACAGGAUAAAGGAGAUCAUCCACCUCCUCCUUUACCACCUAGGUCAGACAAAGACGAAUCACCUAAAGAUGGCAAAACUGAUGCUAGAAAAUCACCUAAAGAUAAAGACUCUCAUAAGAACAAAGAUUCUCCAAAAGAUAAACAAUCGCCUGAAUGUAAAUCGUCACCGAAAGACUCGCCUAAAGAAAAGAAAUCUCCCGAGGACAAGAAAUCUCCUUCAGAGGAUACAAAAACACCUGCAGAUACCACUAACCAAGCUCAACAAUUACAAGAUAUGCUUCAGGAAUUCAUGCAGAAAGAAAGUGAACAGAGUGCCAUUCCUCAAACAAUAAAGACUGAAACAGCUAUACGAACAUCUCAAGAAAGGGAACAAACUCCUCUUCGAACUGUUACCGUGACAUCAGAAACUUACGAAACUCUUCCUGAGACGCAAGAAUAUCAAGUGCAGGAGCCUCAUGACGGUCAGUAUACAAUCGUUGGUGGAAUCCAAUCAACGAUUCAAACGUCUUCAUCUAACAUCGCAACUGUUGUACAAAAAGUGACAAGAAAAAUAACAAGGACUAAAAAACGUAUAAUCAAGCACAUUCAAAUUAUUGACGGUAAAGAACACGUCACUGAAGAGGUUAUCGAAGAGCCUGAUGACGUUGAAGUUAUCGAGGAAGAGCCUAAAGUAAGUCAUACUGUACAAGAACAAGGCGUUAAAACUAAACGUAUUAAAAUCAUACGCCAAGUUCAGAUCAUUGAUGGCAAGGAACAUGUUACGGAACAGAUUGUUGAAGAGCCAGAUGAUGAAUACAUUCCUGAUGCAACUGUAACAGCUGACAUUGACGUUCAUUUGAGCAAACCAGAAGUAUCAGAAAUAACAGAAGAUGUUGUUGAAAUCAAAACUGAUGAGCCGAAAGUAUCAGAACCAGAAAUUUUAGAAAUUACUGUACCUACCGUAAUUCCCAGAGGCCUACAAACUAUAAGUGAAGAAAGUCAUGUAAAGCUCAGUAAGCCAACUAAAAAAGAAUUCAGUCAAGAAACUGUUGGUGUCGAAAAGCCGGUAAAACAUGUCAAAGAUGAAAGAACCGAAAUCACUUUUGUCGAUGAUAAGCCAGUGUUGCCUACCGAAGUAAAACAAGACACAAAAAUCGAUGAAAUAGUCAAAUCACCGAGUCCACAAAAAGAUCUUGUUUCUGAAGAACUUAGUCCUACAGAGAAAGACGUUAAGACGCCCGAAGAGCAACUGCUAUCAAGGGAACCGCAAAAAGACACAUCAAUUGUUGGCUUGAUAAAGAACUUGAUUGGCAUUGAGAGUGAACACUCUUCUGUAUCUCAAACCCCACAAAAAGAGCCAGUGCCAAAAAAGAGGAAAGACAAAAAAAGCAAAAAAGGAAAGUCAACCGACUCUCAAAGAAGUGACAGUACAACUAGCGAAGAACAACUUGUAAAACCAAUUGAAGCUGACACUUCUGUUACUACAGAAACCGCUAUAUCUGAAGAUGCCACCAAACCUAUAGAAGUUCCUAUUGUAACUAAGGAAGUAGUGCAAUCUAUGGUCGAUGAGCCAUCUAGAGUUGUAGAGACUCUAACCACCUCUCAAGCCUCGACACAAGACAGACAUACGACAGAAAUCCAAACUGAUACAAAUGUGAUCAUAAAGAGAACAAGAAAACGUGUCAUUAAACACAUACAAAUAAUUGACGGCAAGGAAUAUGUAACAGAAGAAGUAAUUGAAGAACCAGAGGAAGUUGAAGUUAUAGAGGGAGAGCCUUCAUUUACACAAACAUUGCAAGAAGAAGGUGUGAAAACCAAACGUCUCCGUAUAAUAAGACACGUUCAAAUUAUAGAUGGAAAAGAACAUAUCACUGACCAAGUCAUUGAAGAUCCAGAUGACGAAUAUGUUCCUGAUUCAACUGUUACUGCGGAAAUCGAUGUUCAGAUAAAUAAACCAGCGAUGGAGUUUGGAACAUACGACAAGCCUAUCGAGGAAGGUCAAAAAGACACUACAGUUAUGGACAUCACUAAGAGAUUAAUUGAAAGUGAAGUAGAUCACUCUACUAUUUCUCAGCCGUCUUCUGAUAAGCCAGCUUUUAAGAAACGUGAAAAGAAAUCCAAAAAGGGAAAAACCAAGCAAGAUGUCUCUAAAGAAGAAAGCAUAUCAUUAAAAGAACAUGAGAUAGUACCUGGAACAAAGGAAACUGUAGCUACAUCCGAAAUAGCUACACAGAUUAUGCAAGAAACGGUCAAAGUGCCCGAGUCUGUUACAACAACUAUUGAACAGCCGCAACCUCAGGCUAUAGAAAAAAUAACUACUACGAAAAUUACAGCUGCUGCUUCGACAGCUCCUGCAGAGGAACAAAAAGAUACUACUAUCAUUGAUAUUACGAAGAGUAUGAUUGGUACAGAGGCUGACCACUCUGCUGCAUUACAAGUCACAUCACAGCUACCUGUUCCUAAAAAGAGAGAAAAGAAACGCAAAAAAGAAUCAGAAGAACCAAGUAAGCCACUAGAACCCGUUACGGAUGAACGAAAGCCGGUAGUCAAACCUGAACCUCUUUCCAAAGAGCCAGCAUCAGACAAAAAAGAAAAAUCACCUUCUCCUGCUAAAGACGUUAUAGUUGAAGAUGUCCCUAAACCGGUUACAGAAAAAGUUGAAGAAUUGACGUCUGCGGUUGAAGAUGUUUCUAAAAAAUAUAUUGAAAAAGUGUCACCUAUUACAGAAACGUCGGAAACUGAAUCGCCUAAAGAAGCACCAAUAGUUAUAUCAACUGAAAAGACUAAAUCUAAAACUCCAUCACCCCAGAAGGAAAUUACCACAACUGACCAAAUAAAAGAAUUUAUUACGAAGGACACGGACGAUAUCAAACAAAUUAAUAUUCUAGAAUUAACGAAACAGCUUUUGGAGAAAGAAAAUAUUCAUGCUGGUGCUAUUCAUUCUCCAAUUAAGACUCCAGAACUUAAGAAAUUCAUUCCUGAAGUAAAAGAAAUCGUUAAAUUGGAGGGUGAAUUAACGAUCGAAUCAGAGAAUAAAAUUAUGGAUCUACCGCAAGAAAAACCAACAAGUGAAAUACAAAAACCUAUUGAAGAAGAAGUUUUAUCUGAUGUUUCUAAGAAGAAUAUUGAUGUUGAAAUAGCUAAACAAACAGAUGUCUCUACAAUAAGUAUAAUAAAACCUGAAGAAACUCCAGAAACUAAAGUCAGCGAGCAAACUCCUACAAGUGUAAUUGAACAAUCUACUGCUACUAUCACAGAGCCUACUAAAGUCCUAGAAACAGUUGUAAUGGAUGCAAAGGAAGUCGGAAUCACUGCAAAAGAAAAACCCAAAGCGCCUGUUAGUGACGAAACAGAAAACAAAUUAUUAGAGACAACUAUUACUACAGUUGUGCCAGAAGAACCGAAAAUGGGUGUUAUAGAAUUAACAAAAGAAUUAAUUAUCCGAGAAGGUAUUCCACUUGUGACGCCUGCGAUUCAAACGGAAAAAACUGUAAGUCAAGCUAUUACAGAGCAACCACCAGUGCAAUCUCCCGUAGAGGUAGAACCCGUAAAAGUUGGAAUAGUAGUGACAGAAAGCACUGAAACAGUAGCAACUGAGACACCGCAAAUUUCUUAUAUCCGAGAAUUUGAACCUCAAGUACAAAGUUCUACGGAAAGUGUCGAUAAACUCGUUGCUGCGCUUGCUAAGGAACCAGAAACAGUAGAACAGAAAUUGAUGCCUUCUGAUGUUGUGGCUACAACACCUGCUAAACCAGAUUAUAAAUAUGACAUCCACUCACUUCUUGAGUCGGAACGACAACACUCAGUUGCAACCCAACUCAGACCUGAAUCUAUUGAAACGGUUGAAAUUACCGAAACUCAACCAGAAAAACCGUCACAAACCGUUGACAUCUCAGUGUCUAUUGCUAAAACACAUGAGAUAAAUAAAGAUCAACCCAAAGCACACAUGGAUAUCAAAGUUGGUGGCUUUGAAACUAGUGAACCAUUUGUACUCAAAAAAGACAUUGAUAUCCACUUGCCCAGUGAAUUAGUCAUCACGGAAGAGCCAAUUAAAGUGCCAGAACUUCAGCCUGUAACUGAAAUAUCGCCGGAAGAAUCUAUUACUGUUACUCAACAAGUAACUGACACAGAAAGCUCGUCACUAAGUCACUAUAUAGAUUUGCCAACAUCGCCGCAUAUGGAGUCACCGAAACCAACAGAAGAUGUAACUAAAUCUCCACUGGAACCUGAUUCUUAUGUAACUGAAUCUGAACCAGUAACGGAAGAGAAGGGAUACGAGCCUGAAGAAAUAUCGCAGGGUCCAGUACCCACUCCCGAUAAAAAGAAACGCCAGAAGAAACGUAAAUCACAUGUUGUAAGCGAGGAAACUACUUACCCUAAACAUGGAACAACUGAGUCUGAAGACACAUCAAUAUCUACGCCUGUUGAAAUUGCUGAACCUGAACAACAAAAGAAGAGGAAAUCAAAAAAAGGCAAGAAAAAGGCACCAGUUGAACCAGAAGUUGAAGAAGAGGAGAAAUCUGAAGUCGAACCUGAGCCGGAAGUUAAACCGGAGAGUCCGAAAAUGGGAGAAGUUUUUGAAACAUCACCUAGGGAUGAGUCCUACCAUACAAUGAGUGAAACAUCAGAUAUUAGCACAGUAAAGAUAGUAGAAGAAUGUGUGCAAAGUAGUCCGGAGACACUUAAAAAAGACGUGACGACUACAAUAACAUAUCCUGUACCAGUUGUAGAAGAAAUUCCGACUCAAGAAUACUCCGUUCAAACGUCGCCUGAAGUUGUAGAAAAACCUGAAGCUGUCAAAGUUGAAAUCCCAGAAGUACCCAGACCUGAGACAGCUGAGAUGGCGUUCCAGACAUCUCCUACUCCUGUAAGCGACAGUUUGAUUCAGACUACACCAGUAGAAGAUAAAGAUGCUCACACACAAACAAUUGAAGAAGUCACAGUUGUAGAACAAAUAGAUAAAUCAGAUUCACAGAUGCAAACGAGCAGAUCUGCAAGUCCAGAGAAAAUUGUUCAAACUGAAGCAACAACUCAAGUCAUUCCACAUGAUAUUUAUAUUCCUGAAGAGAAAUUUUCACAGACUUCACCAAUUGAAGAACCAGAAAUUGUGAAGGAAGAGAAACUGCCAUCGCCCGUAAUUAUAACUGAAUCACGGGAAAUGCAAACGUCACCACUGCCUCAAGUUCAAAAAGAAGAAAAGAGCACAGAGAUUGUCAUUGAAACAACUGAAAGUGACAUUCAGACUGUUAAAAAUGAAAUCGUUGAUCAAGAAACAUCUACUUCACCCAUUAAAGAGAAAGAACUAAGGGAGACAAGUAUUCAAACACCUGAAGUGCCUGUUGUUAGUUCUUUCACGCAGUCUGAUACUCCAGAACCUGCGAUUGCUACUCCUGAGCCAGUGAUUGAAGAACCUGUAGUUUCUCCAGUUCCACAAAUUGAAGCCAAAAGAGAAAUUAUCACUGUAGAUAGCACUCAGCAGACUUCCCCGAGAGAAGAACCUACACAAGUGGUUGUCAUUCCGCAACUUGACCUCAGUCGAGAAGUGGUUACGGUUGACGGCGCACAGCAAACAACGCCCAGAGAUUAUUCUGAAAGCUCGAUCUCUACUUCUACGGACGAGCCGUAUGAAAUUCAUCUUAAAGCUCAGAUCUCCAUUCCUGAAGCUACAACUGACUUCAUCGAAAGUGAAAGGCAAGUCCAACCACCACAGUCGAUUACACUAGAAAAACAGAAACAGAAGAAAAGAAAGCCGAAAAAGAAGAUGGAGUCACCUAUGUCGCCUGAAAGCUUGUCAGAUCCUAUAACAACAGAGCUUUCAGUGUCUAUUACGCCAACUAGUGACGACUUCUCAAGCCAAGACACUACAUCUAUUGAUGAAGGUGUUUCUCAACUUGCUAGUCCAACAUCACCUCAAAGGCAUGAAAAUAAUAUUGCUGCACAACAAAGACCAACUUACUCUGACGUAGUGCAAAGAUCGAAAUCUAAAUCACCGUCGCCAAGCAAGAGUGUAAUUCCACGAAAAUCUGAAAAAGCAAGACUGCUCGAUGCACUUGAAAAACGAACACAAGCUGUAAAUGAAACUCAGAAGGUGCCAGACGAAUCUAUGGCAGUAGUCUUGUACGAACCAUCGGUAGAAAAAUCUUAUGAUCUUAUUGUCAACAAGGAAAUAGAUGAGUUACAGGACGCUAUUAACAGCAACGAUCCAACUAGAAUCGAGAAGAGUGUAAUGGUAGUAAUUGAAACUAUCUCAAUAUGGAUCGAAGAAAUUCAGUACAGAAUCCAAAGACAAACUGCGGCCGGUGUAAAACCAACACAAGAAACUGAACGCUUGAAAUCACUGCAGAGCUACAUCCAACAUCUGAAGGAGAUUAUCGAAGUAACCGAAGUCAGCGAAGAAAUCAUAAUUCUGAUUGAGACUUUGACGCGGCAGAUAAACGCUGUCAGUUCUCUGGACCAGCAAAGCUCAAUGAUAUCAAAAGAUAUAGAAAAGGAAUGGAACAAAUUCUUAGAUGACACCGAGAAACUUAGCCAGUCUGUGGAACGGGUAAAGUCUAACUUAGAUUCCGUGAUUAUGUCCGACAUGCCAACGCAACAGAAACUUGACAAACUAGACCAAAUUGAGUCCGCUAACGUCGAGAACUUUGAUAAUGUGAAGAAAAUGUUCAGAAGGUACCGUUCUCUCAUAGAAGCGAAUCCAAAACGAGAAUGUCCUGUAAAAUUAUAUGAUUGCGAUGACGAUACAAAACAAGUUGAAAAUGUGAUUAACACAGAACGAGAUCGUUUGUUGCAACUGACAUCACUAGCUGAAGAGUAUGAGCAAACUCUACAGGACUUUGGUCAAAUCACUGAUGUGGCCGAAGCUCUUCUGGACGGCAAAAUCAUAGUAGCCAACCUUGACCACUUACAUGAAGAGAUUCAAAAACAUAGAAAAUUCUUUGUCAACUUAAGCCAUUGUAGAGCAAUUCUUGAAUCAUUGGAAGAUAACCUCGACAGUGAAACUAGAGCUAAAUAUUCAUCUCUCCACAACUCCCUACAUGACAGAGCAACUACCAUCAUUGAUAGGGCUGCAAGUCGAGCGCAGCAAAUGACACUAGCUGCAUCUCGGUGGACUCAGCUUGACCAAGGUAUGAAGGAUGAACAUCAAUGGCUUAGAGUAGCGCAACAAAGAAUACCGGAUCUCACCAAUGUUACCUCAAUCGACCACGAGCAGUAUAUCAACCUUUACCAGUCAAUCAAUCUGGAUGUCUCCCAUCACCAUGCAAAAAUGUUGAGACUUCUUUCCAUCACAGAAGGUCUUCAAGACCUUAUUGUAUGCUCUGGAUUAGAAACUGAAUGCUCUACAGCCCUCGAUACGUUAUUGAAGUUGCAGGAAGAUAUAGACUCAAGGCUUACACGUUUGACAGCAUUCAAAGAGAACUGGAUGACAUACGAUCAUCUCAUUGAUAGAAUAGAAGGAUGGAUAAAGACUUCCAAUAAAGAACUACAGCACAUUACACCAGAAAACAUUACAACCACUGGUAAUCUGCGUCGAUUCUGGGAGCUCAAAGCACAGCAUGAAGUCCAUAACAACCUGAAGAAUGAGGCGGGAGCACAAUUUGAGAGGGCUCUAGAAAUCCUUCCGAUAUCAGAUGAAAUGGUUCAACGCCAGUUCUUCUCUAAAAUUGAAGACAGAUGGCGUGAGUUAGCUGGCAAGAUUGGCGACAUUCACACGUCUGCUAUACAGACUAUUUCCGAUCGGGAUGUGUCUUCUGGCGAAAAACUGAACAUUCUGGAAGACGAGUUGAGAGAAUUACGUUCUGCCUUGGACAGUCUUAAGGGUGUUAUCAAGAGCGAAGACGAGUUGAACUUAUACAUCGAGAGGUUGCAAGUGAUGACGAGUCGCAUAGAUAGAAUCCAGAACGAACUUGGAAGACUAAGCUUGCUGCCGACGGCUGAAUCUGAGCGUUUAGGAGCUCUGCUGACGCAGUCGGGUAUCUUGAACGAUCAGAUAGCUGAGGAGUUGGAACGUAGUAUGUUGUUGAAAGAGAAGAUGUUGCAAGUUCAAACGGGUAUUACUCGCUGUUCGAAGAAUCAGCGUCGCGCUCGUCUUACCUUGGAAGAGUGUGAGGCGGCGGAACGUUUGGGCAGUGACGUCGUAGAGAAGGCUUCGGAAACAUGCAACAAAUUGCUGGACGACCUUCAGACGCAAUGGAGGGACAUCCUCGCGCUGAGACAAGCGCUACACACCCUGCCCACCAGCUUGAGGGUUUGCGUGUCUCCUACUGGUGUGGAACGAGACAUAUCUGCUUUACAGGAAACCCACUCAGACCUAGAAGCAGCAGCGAAUGAGCUAAGCGCGCGUCUCCGGGCUAAGGUGCAGCUAUGGAGGCGGUUCGAGAGACAGCUAGAGCUAGUCCAGGGCGCUGUAAGGGAGGCUGAUUAUAUGGUCGAGCUGUUGACCGUCCAAGGACAGGUCGACUAUGAUCGACUGUUGAAGGCUACUGAGAAACUUGAGACCCUGAGCGAGUCCCUCUCGCGCCGUAGCGGCGAAUUAGUCGGCGAGCUGAAAGACGCGGCCGGUCCGUUGGAGGCAUCCACCGAACCAGCCGUGGCAGCGCGCCUGCGCAGAGAUUUAGACGACGCCGCCACUGCGUACGAGCACACUUGCAACAACCUCACGCAGCUGUGUGACAAAUACCAUAAAGCAGUGGACCUAUGGAAGCGUUACCGCGAUGCAGCGGCCGCGGUGCGGGCCUUCGCAGAGUUCCAGGAGGGACGCCUGCACGCGCUACGGCCUGAUGACGCGCCUUCCACCGCACAAGCGUGUCUAGAGCAAGAAGCGAGGGUAGCAGAGCUUCGUUCCCUGGCAGCCCGAGUGGCCGCGGAGACAGGGUCCCGGGCUCUCCAAGCCGAUGCCGACGCCCUCGCCAGGAGGCUGCAGUUAGUAGCUGGUGCAGUCCAGGCGCUAGCUGAUCUUGGGGAAGCUAGACAAAUGGCCAGAGCUAAAGCGAAUAAUGCUAAAGAAAUGCUUUGUGACAUGCGACAGGAUCUGGCCCCACUACACGAAGACGGUGAAAUAGUAGAAGACAAGUUGAUUGCCCUUCGUGACAACCUGAUUGCUCUCGGCAAGAGCGAGGCUGACAUCGCUCCGGCGAGGGCCGAGCUCCCAGACAUCGACCGAGACGUUUCAGAUGAACAUUCCAUCGUCCGGAUCCUCGAGCUAUGGCAAGCCAUGUUCAGAGACACCUUCUUACACUACCACCGACUAUCCACAGCUCUAGUCAGAUCAGGAGACGCAGCCACAGCCCUCAGACUGUGGCAUGAGUACCUCCUAGAUCUACAGUCAUUCUUAUCAGGAUCAGUCCCUGGUGACUACGAGAACUUGACAGAACACCGUCGCUUGUGUAGAGUACACAGGAAUCUCCUUGCCUCUCAGAGGUCUGUGCUGAUGAAUGAGAACAAGGAGACAAAGAACAGAGACUUAGCUGACAAGUUCGACACGCUGACAAAUCUUCACAAUGAAACACUUGCAAGAAUAGUAGAAAGACACGACGAAGUUUGCAACAGAAUUGCCGCUUGGGAUGACUACAGAGAAAUCUACACGGAACUGUUAAGAUGGCUCAAGGAAAUGGAGAGAGAGAAGGAAAAGCUGCAACUCAGAUACGUACAUAUUAAAACAAUAAACAAAGUACUGGCUAAAAUACAGAAUCUCUCAGAUAAAAUACCUGAAGGACGGAAACAGAGUGACAAGCUUCUGGCAAAUCUCAAGAAAGUCCUCGACUUCACAGAAGAAGCGUAUGGAGCAUCAGUGAGGAUGGAGUAUGCUGGCAUCGUGAAGAGGGUCGACAACCUUCAGGCCAGUCUUGACACUUGGCGUGACUUCCUAACUCGAAUACUAGCCCUCAUCGGCGAAUAUAGCUCUAUAUCGGAUGACCUACACAAACUAUACUCGAAAACACAAGAUGAAAUUAACACUUACUCUGAUGAUGAACGUUUAUCCCGACCGCAACUCAAAAAGGCGAUAGAUAAGUACACGGAUUUGAGGACGAAGAUUGAAAAGACGGAAACGCAGAUUGAAGCUCUGAGCGUUAUCCAAGAACAACUGAAGGAGUGUCUCAGUCCUCAAGACAUCAGAAUAGUCAAUCAGCGAGUGUGGCAGUUGAGACAGCAACGAGCUGACAUCGAACAUCAGCUUUCUAUCGUCAUUCACCGAUUACAAGAGCGAUUGGAAAUCUACACCAUCUUUGACUCAAGGCUUACACGGUUCUCCGAAUGGAUGACUACGGUCGAAUCACGUCUCGAAACCUCUAGUCAAAGUAGUGAAGUAAGUGCUCUUGAUCCUCAAGAUCUGAUUAGAAGAAUAAACUCAGAAGUUCAAACUGAAACGGCCCUCAAAGAACGUGAAUUUGAAUGGCUCUCUGGAACGGGAACUGCACUUAUUGAACAAUCUAAGAAAGAUGAAAAGUCUUACAGUAAAAACUCGGCAAAACAGCUGAAGGACGUGCAAGAGCGCUGGUACAGACUACAAGAAACUGGUAAAUCCCGUAUUGCUAAAAUUACCGAAUUACUUGUAACAAUUACACAACUUGAAGAAAGAUUAACAGAAAUCAGGUUGCACCUACACACUAUCGAAUCCAAAUUGACUACACAAGUUGUCAUAGAAUACCUUACAACUAAAGCAGUCGAUGAGAAAUUCCAAGAGCGCGACGAAAUCCACAAGAGCAUUGAAACCGAAAGCGGAGAAGUAGGAGAAGCUCUGAACCUUUGCGAGCUCGUUUUCAACGAUCCUGAUGUUCUCAAAGGCAACUUUGACUUACGCAACCUGCGUACCGGCGUCGACAUCAUUGAAAAGAAAUGGAAAAACAUCUGCGAUAUGUCCGAACAACGUAAAAAUGCUCUAAAGGAAAUCCGCAAAUCUGCCGAAUUAGCCAACUCGUUACUACCUAAAGUUGAGAAAAAGCUGGACUCUAUUGAAAAGAGAGUGGAAAAGAUAGAGACCAGGAAACAGAGAGGCGAUCAGGAAGACGAGAGCGUUUCUAAGGCUGUCAUUAAAGAUCUGGAUGCGAUAGAAGGGGAUGUGAAGCGGCUUGAGGAUGCUUAUAGCCGUAUUGCGUCUUCUAGAGGAAUGGAACUUCGUGGUGAAGGAGCGGACUAUGCUGCGAGGUUGCGCGCUGCGAUCCGUCGCUGGCAGCAACUCCGCGGGCGAGUGGACGCGGCCGGGGCAGACGCUCACCGGCAGUUCAUCGCCGCUCAUGGGAAAGCCGUCGUUGCGCUGGCAGAAGCUGACGUACGACUGACUCGGGCUCUACACCUCGCUCCUGUACCACUGGACAAGGUGGAAACUUUGGAAGAACUGAACGGCGUAGAAACCGAUCUCCAAGAGUGCGAAGCCCUGGUUGCGGACGCGGACCGGCUAGCAGCAGUUGUGUCUUCUGCACCAGGGGUGUCAGAUAUGGUGGCGGAAUACCGCGCGCUGCUAGCCGAUGUGAAGAUCAGACUUGACGUCGCCAGGGCAGAGGUCGUUGGAGACGUCGACAGCGCUGUUCAGGUGGACACUCUUAAAUGGGAAACCGAUGCAGCUCUCCAAGUAGAUACAUUAACAUCCAAAGAAACUUACCGAGUAGAACUCGCAUCAGCCGUUAAAGAAGCAUCGGAAUCUCUCGAGGCGUUACGAACUGCCUUGGUUCAACAACCUAAAGAAAACGCCAGCGGAGACGAACUAGCUACGGCGGCGAAAGAAAUCGCCAAAGCUGGUGCGAAGCCUGGGCAAACUCUGGAGUUGGCCAAACAUUUGUCCGAACUUCUCUUGACGGAGUGUGAUGCAACAGAAGAAGAAGCUAUGCUGAAAGAAGUGGAGUCACUCUCUCUAAGAUACGAAGACCUUCUGGCUCAAGCCAAGAAGAGAGAACUACAGAUCAACAAUUUAAGGUUGCCCCACUCUGCAUCGUACGCGCUCACGUGCGAACAUGAAUCUGGCCGUCUCACGUGCCCGUUAUGCUCUGAGCGCAACUGGAAGCAACUGGAUAACGACCUGUGGCGGCUGGAACAGUGGCUGCAGUUCGCUGAGGCCACCGAAGACGCCCGGACCGAUCCUCCUGAACAGUACGAUGCUCUUGAGGACGCUAUACAGGACCACCGCGAAUUCCUCCUAGACCUGGACUCUCACAAAUCCAUCGUGGUGUCCCUCAACGUGGUAGGCUCGCAUGUGGCGGCUCACGCUAGUUCAGCCGCUGACGCGGAGCGAGUGCGCACGCGCCUGGCGGCGGCCAACCGCCGCUGGGACGUCACGUGUGAGAAGGCCGGCGUGUGGCAGAAACGGCUGCAGCGCGCGCUCGUGCAUAACCAACAGUUCCAUGAUAUUGUGGUCGAGUUAGUGUCCCGCCUGGCAUCCGCCGAACGCGGCGUGAGGUCCCGCGAGCCGCUACGACUGACCCGCCCACCUGCAGAACUGCAGCGGGACUUCCGACGCUUCUCAGAGCUACGAGACGAGUUAUCACGCGCAGAACCCCGUGUCCUUGCUCUGCAUGAGGCCGCACAGUUGCUGAAGACCGGUGACGCGCCGCAACACGCUGAUGAUAUCUGUCGCAGACUGGGCGAGCUGCGCCUGCGGCUGCAGUCGCUGCGCAAACUGUCGGGCGUGUACGCGCUGAAGCUGGGCGCCGCUCUGGCGCGCUCCCCCGCGCGGGGCUCCGCCCUCGCCGCCAUGGCCGCCGCCGCCGCGCCGCAGCUUUUGGAGGAAGAGGAAGAACAGAUAUCAACGCUCAAUCUACCACCCCUGGAUGAAAAUGACGUGGUCGUAAGUGAAGAAGAAGACCAGGACCUGUCUCGCGUGCAGCGCGGGCUGCGCUUCGUGUGCCGCGUGGCGCGCGCGUCGCUGCCGUUCCAGGCGCUGCUGCUGCUGCUGCUGGGCGCCGCCGCCCUCGCGCCGCACGCCAGCUCCGACUGCAGGGCCCCCGGCCUGGCCCUCGAGCCUGUCCUCAGAUACCCCGAAGGCCCCCCGCCGCUCUGAUCACGAAAACGAAACUAAAAGGAAUCCCAGCCUCCCCUCUGGGCUGUUGAUUCCACUUAAAAAUCACCGUCCCUUCCAUCUUCAAAAACGACAGUGCCAACCAUUCGCAGCGAGAAAAUUGCCGUUUCGAGCACUGGCGACGUUUAAUGGCGACGCCAGUGCUUGGCCCGGCGAAAGAAAGUGCCAGUGCUUGGCACUGUCGUUUGUUCCGAUGCCAGGGAGGGUGGUGACUCGCUUUUGACGUAAGCGGCGCUCUCGCCACUGCUUUUGCUCAAAACGCGGUGUCCGAGCGCGCGAUUGACAUUCCAAUAUGGUGCUACGCCACCGCCCGCCGCGAACAAAUGUAAAUAUCCCCAUUUUGUAUAUUUGUUACGGUUAAAAGACACGACGCGGCGGGCGGCUCGAACGAUACGCGCCAACAAACGAAAUAUAAAUUAUAUAUAUUUUUAUUUAUUAUUUAUACGAUGAUGUAUUUAAGGCGCCGCACAAAUCAUAUAAGACGGCUUUCAAUUCGCAUUCACGCAUUGUUACUUAACUGUUAGAUAGUAAGGACUGUUUACAAUGAUGUCAAAUAAAGCCUUUGCAUUGAUUA
Messenger RNA from Pectinophora gossypiella (pink bollworm), 49167 nucleotides. RefSeq names its product muscle-specific protein 300 kDa (gene Msp300). The transcript has 53 exons. The record is from RefSeq and is a predicted model, not a curated record. NCBI's taxonomy places the organism in Eukaryota, Metazoa, Arthropoda, Insecta, Lepidoptera, Gelechiidae. The coding region runs from base 267 to 48575 and encodes 16102 amino acids. Gene Ontology annotation, molecular function: actin filament binding. Gene Ontology annotation, cellular component: nuclear outer membrane; cytoplasm; meiotic nuclear membrane microtubule tethering complex. Gene Ontology annotation, biological process: nuclear migration.